AUGACGGCUCAUAGAGCUUCAAUGCAAAUUUCUCAAGGUAGGUGAGCAAUAGCAAGUCAUGCAAUUGACCUAGGAAGGACGUACAUUUAAAAAAAAAAAAAAAAAAAAAGAGAGAGAGACAAUUAUAUAUAACUAUUCUUAUUAUUAUAUAUAUAUAUAUAUAUAUAUAUAGCACCAACAAAUUCCGUAGCGCUUUACACUGGGUGGACUAACAAACAUGUGAUUGUAAAAUAAAGAAGGAACUGGUUCUGAUCCAAGAGGCCCAAUACAAAAAGGGGGCUAGUGGGUCAGUACCAAAAAAUGCCCAAUGUUACUCUCCCUAAGAUUGGGGAAUAACCCACGGUGUACAAAGUAAACAUGUGAUUGUAACCAGACAAGUUUGACGCACAGAAACAAAGGGGUUCAGGGCCCUGCUCAAUGAGCUCACAUGCUGGAGGGAGUAGGGUAAAGUGACACAAAAGGUAAGGGAAGUAUUAGGGAAGUAGAUUGGUAAAAUAGUAUUCAAUGAAGACUUAGUGUGGGGUUUUGGAGCCAUUAACAGUUUAAUUGCUAUGUUUUUGUUAAAAAGUGAGUUUUUAAUGAUUAUUUGAAGGAGUGGAGACUAGGUGAGCAUCUAACGGACAAGGGAAGGGAGUUCCACAGGAAUGGUGCAGUCCUAGAGAAGUCUUGAAGGCGAGCAUCAGAGGUGAGGGUACGAACAGAGGAUAGAGCAUAGGGGCCUAGACGGGAUAUAUUUGUGUAUUAUGGAGGGUAGAUAGGUGGGAGCAGCAUUAUGUAGAGAUUUGAAUGCAAGAACCAGAAUUUUAUAUUGUGCCCUAUAUCUUAUGGGAAACCAAUGCAGUGACUGACAGAGGGGUGAGGUGUGGGAGGUGCGGGCGGACAGGAAGAUGAGCCUCGCCGCCGCAUUCAUUAUAGACCGCAGUGGGGCAAGCUUGAAACAUGUAAGCCACUGAGAAGCGGAUUGCAGUAGUCAAGACGAGAGAGGACUGUGGCAUGGACCAGCACCAUAGCCGCAUCUGGCGUUAAGUAGAUGCUCCCAAUGAUUUUAAGAUGGAAGCGGCAGGAUUUGGCGAUCGACUGGACAUGAGGGUUAAAGGAGAGAUCAGAGUCAAAGAGAACAAUUUGGUUCAAUUCGGCACUUCUGAAAUUCGGGACUUCGGCGAUUCGGAACUUCAGUUCGGCACUUCCGAAAUUCAGGACUUUGGUAAUUCAGGAUUUUGGCAAUUCCUUAAUGUAACUCCUAACCCUACCCCUUACCCUAACCUUAUCUCUAACCCAUAUCCCUAACCCUAACCCUAGCCCUAACCCAAUCCACCACAACCACUUACACAUCUAGGGUUAGGGGUAGGGUUAGGGGUAGAGUUAGGGGUAGGGUUAGAGGUAGGGGUAGUGUUAGGGGUAGGAGUAGGGUUAGGGGUAGGGUUAGACUCCUGUUAUCAUUCACAUAAUUUUCCCUCCCUCUCUUGUUUUGACACUUUUCAGAAAUCCGAAGCACUUCGGCACUUCCGAAAUUUGGCACUUUGGCAAUUCACUUAGGUAAUUCAGCAUUUUGGCAAUUCAGUUCAGUUCGGUUCGGCACUUCCGAAAUUCGGAUAUUCGGAAGAAUCCGAAUGUCCGAAUUUCUGAAAUUUGUCUGAAAUUACAUUCGUAAUAAAACGAAUUGCACAUGUCUAGUGAGAAUGUUAAGAUUACCAAACAUAAUACUUUGGAAGCCAGACCCUGCUAUAUGUGGCUCUGGAAAAUAUGUUUUGUCCUGUACACCAUUAUUUUUAUCCACGCUAAAGAAAACUGAUAAUACUACACUGUGAGAGUGUUAUGCUUUAUUUUCAUUUUUUAGGUUUAUUGUUUUUGAUUUUUCACCAUCCUUAAUAUUCAGUUUGGAGAACCCAAACUCAUUCUAGCCCCUGACGAAGGUGACUGCUUUAAGCACCGAAACGCGCGUCGGGUUCUCUGUCUCUUUCUUUUUCACAUAUUCACACUGGGCACUUUUCACUAUGUGCAGGCAACCAACAUCCUAAGUAUGGUUCUGCACAUUAGCACUAUUUAAUAAUCUUUUUUACCUCUCUUUCAUUUUCCAAAUCCUGUAUCUAUUAGUUACCGUGUAGGAGAUACAAUAGUAUCUGAGACUGACUCUCUCCUUUCAUUAUAUACACGUUCUCCUACUAGUUACUUUGUAUUUAUAACACUUAGAUACAUUUUUCUAUAGUUGACCCCACACUUGUUGUUAUUACUAGCAAUUACUAUCUAUCAUUACGGACAGGGAGACCUCUUGGUUUAAACGGUCCCCUACUGACAUAUCACUGUCAUCAUACAGUGGCUAGGUUAUUUUUAAUACUUAAGGCCACUAUAUUAGGGAUUUGGAAUACCCUCCGUGACUCUAUUAGUUUUGAUCUAAAUGUAUAAUACAGACUGUGACCUAUCGAGUUAUUAAUAAAGUCAGUAGUCUGAGGGUUUUUUAUUGACACAGCGGAUAAGUGAGAGGUUUAGCUGAAAGGCUUAGUAAUUAUCACUUCACAUUUGAUGUCUCUAGGGUCUGGGACAUGUAGGAAUCUUUAUACAUUAUUAUUGUAAACAUCAUUUGUUCACAGAUCGUAUAUUUACUAUUUAAUUCCAUAUCAAACUCAAAUUGCAGGAGUAUUUCCAGUGUUUUGAGUUUUCUUCUUUUAUUUUUGGAGAACCCAAGCAUCUGAUGUAAUAAGGGACAAUACAUGAGAAAAAUGGGUGAGUCUGCCCCCCACUGCUAGUAUGAAAGAAUGGUGAUUGAAAUCAUUUACCACAGGGGUGUCAUUCCGAAGGAGCACCUAAUGUGCUGACAGCAACCCAGGGCCAGUCACGCAGCAGGAAACAAUGGCGUGGAUCUCUGCUCAGGUAAGAUGGGUCAUCCCGUGUAAGAACCUCGGUUAUGUACAAGAGAACCUCUGGGAAAACGGCUGGAGAAACAUCUCCUGGUUCUUCUGGCCCUGGCAAAAAACCUUAGGUUGUAGCAACUCUGGAGACAAGCGCACAGUGCCAUAGGUCCAAACAUGGCCGCCUUUGCCGACGACUGCUCCAACAUCUCAGAUGACUUCACAACAAGAGCAGAGAUGUUGGAGCAGUCGUCUCUACUGACUCCCCCACAGCCAGUCUCAUCUCUAGUUACCACGGCAGUCAUGAAAGAACUGCUGGCUGGUUUACAGCAUACCAUACAGGCUACAGGCCGACAUGUCUCAAAUCCACAAAGACUUACAGGGUCAGACAGGCCGCAUGAGUACCUUGGAACAAGACUCCCGCCAAAACGCACAACACACAGCACUGCUGCAGCAAGCAGUGCAUAAGUUACAGUAGCAGAAUCUUAAAUAUGACCAGCGAUUUGCAGCGCAAAGCCUGAAUAUUAAGAUCAGGGGGAUCACUGAGUAGAUCCCGGAGGCCAAGGUAUCUCACUUUGUAAGGUGACUCCUGUUAGUCUCCUUGUCUGACAAGCAAUCAAAAUCGGUUACCCUGGAAGGGAUGUUCCACAUAGCAAGGCCUGCUAAAGCUCCGACCUCGUCACCAAGACAUCUCCUGUUACGCUUCCAAAGUAGCAGGGACAAAACAACUCACCAUAUCUGCUGAGAACAUGUCGCUCUCAUUCUAUAGAGACCUGUCUGGGACAACACACUGGCCUGACGUCAUUCCAGCCCUUCACAUCUCUCCUCCGAUUAGAUAAAGUCAAUUACAGAUGGAGGGUGUCUCACAUGUUAAUAAUUCACCAAGGCGACUCCUCGCAUUCCAUCGUAGAUUGGCAAGGUGCAAAGGAUCUCCUGCCCACCUUGAGGCGCCAGUGGGACUCCGUAACCCUGACAGGGCAGUGCACCACCUCUGCACUAUCCUAUGCCUGGGAUCCCACUAUGGUGACCCCCUUUGUCCUCCAACGGCCGUGAUGGAGAACUGACAGCCUGACGGGCAAGGUUUACCUCUUUCUAGAACAACCAUUUAUAUUACAUGAUGAAAGCCAACUCUGACAUUGUUUCCAUUUUGCAUUCUGUGCCUUGUAUUCUGUUUCACAUUAUUAGAGCUGUUUUAUAUCAUUUUGUGUUUUUACUUCCCGUUUUCCCAUUAUUAACAAGCAAAGGCUGUUUCUUGCUCGCUUCGCUCCUAUACACGCACGGUAAGGAGUAUGUACAGCUGAGCCAUUGCCAAACUUCUCCCUAUGUCCAAGUGGCUCAAAUAUCCACACAUCAGGCCAUAUUUGUCCCUUUCUCCCCUCCUCCCCCUUGGAUAAGGGGUAAUCUUCAUACACCGUUUAAGUGUCUCAACUAAAGGCAAAACCUAGCCUAUCUGACCAUAGUAAUCUGACUCUAACUUUUCUCUCUCACUAGCGUUUUUAACCUACCCCGACCAAUAGCAUAUUCACUAUAUUUAACCCAUCCGAUAAAAUCUAUAAUCCUAGCAGGAGAGGUCUAAGACCUAUCUCUAGUACCUCCACUUUACUAAAAAACCUCAGUUCAUGGCCUGUCACCCAAAUGUGUCAGUUGACCUGUUUGCUAUGUUAUACCAAUUUCAUGCUGUCUCACACAUGCUUUUGUCGUAAGAUGUUUUAUAUCAAGGCUAUUACCUGAGAGAAAAAUAAAGAAUAAAAAAAAACGAGAUUGUGGUAAACAGAACAAGAAGCAAUAAUAAUAGUGGAUAUUAAAAAUUUAUAGAUAUACCAUAGAUAAUAUAGAUAAAAUAGAUCCCACAGUAUGAAAACAGUGGGACCCAUGUUCUAUAUAAAUGAGGGAGCAGCUAACAAAGAGGACGUAGUUGGUUUGGCAUCCAUCCAUUAUACCACAGAAGAGGUGCUGAUUAGCUGACCUUGUUACUCUGACAUGUGAUUGUUAUAUUUACUAUACUGUUUAAAUAUUUUUUUCUUUGCUGAGGGAAAUAAAGAAAGUACAUCAUAACAUGAGCCUCUGUGUCUUUAAUAAAAUCCUGACAUGAUGAGGUUUAUUCAUUAUAGAGGAACUGUCACUUCCUCGCUUUUAAAGGGACACUCCACUUCCCAAAUACAAAAUAGAUGAAAUUACUGUUUAGUAGAUAUAAAAUUACUGUUUAGCAUAUUUAAUUAUGUAUUUUUUCAUUGGGGUAUAUCUAAAAUCAGCUUGCAAAACCUGCAAUUGUCUUUGCAAGCCUUCCACUUCUAACCCCGCCCAGACUUUCUGUAACUGUCCAAUCACACACUUUCCAGCAUAGCUGCAAGGCAGGUGCUCUGAGCAAUUGCUACCUCUUGAGUUUAAAGGAUCACUAUAGUGUCAGGAAAACAAACCUGUUUUCCGGACACUAUAGUGCCCCCACCCUCAAGGCCCCCCUCCUGUGGCGCUGAAGGGGUUUAAACCCCUUCAGUUACUUACCUUAAUCCAGCGCCGGGCUCCCUCGACUCUGGUGACCUCUCCUCACCCUCUGUCAUCAGCUCCCGAGUGGAGUGGAAUGCGCAUUUAAACUAAAUGCCCAUUUUCCUAUGGACGUUCUGCACGUUGGAUGCGAGUUUCACAUCCAGCGUCGCAGAAGUGCCUCUAGCGGCUGUCAGGAAGACAGCCACUAGAGGCUGGAUUAACCCUAUUAUGUAAACAUAGCAGUUCUCUGAAACUGCUAUGUUUAUACCUGAAGGGUUAAAACCUGAGGGACCUGGCACCCAGACCACUUCAUUGAGCUGAAGUUGUCUGGGUGACUAUAGUGCCCUUUAACCAAGAGCUAACCAAACCAGGAAGUAACAGAAUGCUUGAAAGCCAGGAGGUGUAACCAGGUUAAUUUAUAAAAGUGUCACUUUUUGCAAAUGAAAAAAUAGGACACACUCUUAAAGUUAAAGUGCUUUAGGGAGCCAGAUAAUCCCUUUAACACAACCAAACAACUAACUAAACGUUCGUUAUUGGUUGUGUUUUAACUUACCUCCGCUGCUCUGUGCAUCCAGUAAACAGUGUAAUAGUGUUUAGUGGGGUGAAGGAACAAGGAACUGACAGUUUCUUUAUACACACCAAAUUAUGAUGAAGUGAAACCAGAUUGCAAAAUUCAAGCUACAAUAGCCGAGCUGUAACUAUAUCUAAAAUAGAGAAUUUUACAAAUCAGCUAUUUUUAUCUACAUUUUGGAAUUACUGACUAAAGCCCAAAUUAAACCUAGAUUAGAAAAGGUGGUUUAAAUAAUUCUAAAUAAGUAAUCUAUAUCAAUAAUAUUAAUUUAUUAUAUACAUUAAAUAACUUAAAGUGGCUCCCCCAAAAACGUUUUAUUUUACAUUUCAUAAGGAUAAAAUCUUUAUUAAAUGCUCAUAAAGAAUGUGUUGAAAUGUCAUUGAAAUUCCAACACAGUCAAAAGAUAUCAUAAACAAAUACAGGACUACUUAGUAUUAUAGUAUAUCAUCAUGCUCACAAAACUUGACAAAAGGCUGAGCUACCGCAAUCAAGUUUUGUUACAACUCACAGCCUUCACUAACGAUGGCUGUGGGAAUAAAGCAUUAUGUCGCUUAUCGCAAGAUAAUAUCUGAGCAGGCAACCGCGGUCUCCUCCAUAGACAUCAGUGUUGUAUUUACACAUAUGUGCGACAGCACAGACUUGACGAGGGCUCCUGGUGGAAGAAGCACCAGGAACUGAAGACUAAAGAUGACAGUGCCUCUGGGGGACAGCAUUGUUAUAGGCAUAUGUGAAGGAAAACCCCUUUCUCUUUCAAAUUCAUAUAUAACCCACCUGUUCGGUUACUGUAUGGAAUUUCACAUUCCCCUUUUUAUACACCCGAGAGACCAUCCCCUGGCUCAUUAACUUAAAGAAGGUCGUUAACACAAGUGCUCUCCCUGGGAGGCCGCCAUUCAUAUAACCGAAAACACGUGCUCUUUGGAAUGGCAAUUAUUUUGUCUGCUGAACAUAGGCAGCGGUAUUUUGAGCGCAUGGAACUAUGUUCGGAACACUACAGCUCAUGAAUCCCGGUGUACUCAUACAGCCGCCUUCUCCAUUUACAGACAAGCCAGAAGAGAGCUAUUUGGGGAAAAGACUCUGUGACCCAUGAGGAACUUUUGCUACCUAAGAGUCAGGGUGGAAAUUCGGUCAUUUUUGCUCAGGAGCUCUCGAAUAUUGAAUUGUCGUAGCCACGUUCACUCUGGAACUAUUUUGGGCUAUGACCUCAUUGCCGGCCUGUCAAAACUUUACCACGGUGGUGAUUCAACUACACCAAACGGAUCUGAGCGCUAUAUGGAGAACUUGGGUGCUGAGAUCCGGGCUAUCCGGGGAUAUAGGACAUGUGGUGUUUCUGUUUGGGAUUAUUGGGGUUUUGGGGUGUUUUUGUGAAAAUGUUAUGGUUUUUUUCUGUAGCUGGGAGAUAAUUGCAUUACCAGGCUUUUGACUUAAUUAUCUCCCAGACACAGAGAUGCCUGGGAGGAGUUUGUACAGUUUUGUAUGGCGACCCCAUGCUGGGGGGGUCUGUGCAUAAAUGUGCUUUGACCGAAAAAACAGCACUACUCCCAACAUUCAUACUAAUGUAUGGGGGGGGGAAGCUAUAGGGGGAAAGCUAUGGGGGGGGAAAGCUAUAUCAGCUAUAAUCACUUCAGCGGUUGGGCAGAGCUACUUCACAGCAUAUGCAAAUAUGUACAGGUAAGGAUAACUCAACUCUACUACAAAGGAACAUUAUAGGUAUCAAACCUCCGACAGGAGAUAUGGAAAAAAACUGAUUCAUAAAACUAAAGUUGAUUCGCUGCCUAUAGCCUCCCUUUAACCCAGGGCCACAAGCAUUGAUGUCGCUUUUCGGGUCCUUGCAAAGUAUGCAAAAAACAUGGAAAGUGACAGAGCCACUGUAAUGCCACAAAUAACUUUUUAGGAGAACCUAUUUCAAAAUAAGUUUUUCUCCCAGCUGUCAGUCAAUGUUUCUGUGUGCCGAGGCAUCGCCUGACAAGGGAGAGCAGAAAAGACCUCCCACAAGUGUCUGGAAAAUCCAUAGCUAGGGAUUAUAGGAAUGGAGUGACAGGAAUGUAACUUUGUGAUAUAUAUAUUGUAUCAUGGUUAGUAUUGUAUGUCCCUACAAGCUUUUUAAUGUAAACACUACCUUUUCAGAGUUUACAUUACAGCCUAGGAACACCUCAAGUGGCCACUCCUCAGACGGCCACUAGAGAUGCUUUCUGGGGCAGUGCUGCAGAGAUGCUGAACUUUCCCUAUCACCUUUCUAACUCCAGGUAAGGGGGGGCAACUAUCUAAAUGGUUGUUUUAGAACUAUAGUCAGGGCUGGAUUAACAUAGGGGCUAAUGGAGAUGCAGCUUCAGGCCCAUGCCAAUUUUUUACACACUACUCUUAGGGCUUCCACAAAUGCUGGUAUUUUUCUCAGUAUAAACAGAAAUUACGAUGCAAUACUGGCCAGUAGGGGUCGCUGUGUGUGUGGAAAGAGGCAGGAUUAGGAUGUUCCAGCAUAUUCCUCCCUGCCUAUCUCUACUCACUGAUCCACAAGGGAGCAGCCACAGAGAGUCCAGACAGCAACUCAGGGAAGUGAGGAAUGGGGCGAAAGGCUGCAAGGAGACAUGGGGGCACUGGGAGAUAUGAGACACUAGGGACACAGUGUCCCCAUGUCUCCCAGUGUCCCCAUGUCUCUCAGCCAGUGUGUCUGUGUCCCCAUGUCUCCCAGUCUCCCUAUGUCUUCCAGUGCCCCCAAGUCUCCCAGUGCCCCAAGUGUCUCAAUGUCCCCAGGUCUCCCAGCAAGUGUCCCUGUCCCUGGUGUCUCAGUGUCCCCAUGUCUUCAAGUGUCCCCUAUUUUCACAGUGUCCCCUAGUCUCCCAGUGUCCCUGGUGUCUCAGUGUCCCCUAGUGUUUCAGUGUCCCCAUGUCUCCCAGUGUCCCUAGUGUCUGUGUCACCAUGUCUUCCAAUGUCUACAUAUCUCCCAGUGUCACCAUGUCUCCCAGUUCCCCAAGUUUCUCAAUAUCCCCAUUUCUCUCAGUGUCCCCAGAUCUCACAGUGUCCCCAAUGUCUCUCAGUGUUCCUAGUGUCUUAGUGACACAGGGACCCUGGAAGACAUGGGGAUACAUACACUAGGGGACACUUGGAGACAUAGACACUAGGGGACACUCAGAGGAAUAUUGGGGGACACAGGGAGACAUGGGGACACUGGGUGACAUGGAGACACAAGACAUGAGGCAUUGAGACACUGUGAUACAUAGGGAUACUGUGAUACAUAGGGUCACUGGGAGACCUGGGGACACGACACUAGGGGACACUGGGAAACUGGAGGACACUGGGAGACAUGAGGCAUUGAGACACUGUGAUACAUAGGGAUACUGUGAUACAUAGGGUCACUGGGAGACCUGGGGACACGACACUAGGGGACACUGGGAAACUGGAGGACACUGGGAGACAUGAGGCAUUGAGACACUGUGAUACAUAGGGAUACUGUGAUACAUAGGGUCACUGGGAGACCUGGGGACACGACACUAGGGGACACUGGGAAACUGGAGGACACUGGGAGACAUGGGGCACUGAGACACUGUGAUACAUAUGGACACUGUGAGACCUGGGGUAAUCGACACAUGGCAACACUGAGUCAUGAGAGCACUGGGAGACAUGGGGGGAAUGGGGACUAGGGGACACUGAGACACUGGGAGACAUGUGGACACUGAUACAUAGGGACACUGAGAGAAUGGGAGACUUGAGACACUGGGGGACAGGGAGCCACUGGGAGCAAUCCAUCUAUACUGCAGAAUCAAACUGUAAGUAGUUUUUGGGUGAUUUUACAGCAUUUUCUCUUAUGUCACUCCUUGUGAUUUACAUCAUGUGAUGUCACCCAUACAUAAUUAAUUAUGCAAAUUAGUAAGGCUGGUAUAUUUUUCCAAGAAAGGUGGCAACCCUAACUACUUUUCACAUACUCUUGCUUAAGUAUGGAAACCUAAGAGGAAUGCAUGGGAACAAAACUUGUGUGGACUUGCUGAUAAUAAAAUUAGUUAAGGUAAUGCUGACUUUGGUCUCUCUAACACUGUGGCAUGUUCCCUCCUUUCUUCUACACUCACUACAUAUAGCUUUUAUCUGUCCAAGACUAUAUACCAUGAGCUUCUGCCUGCCAGUAAGAAGGUAAUGAGACAAGUGGACCAGCGAGUGAAAGUCCUUAGAAAGUGUUGAGCGAGCGCAUCAUUAGACGCAUUUAUGCCAAGCUCAGGGUGCUGUCUGCAUAGUAUGCCCUUAGUUGGCCAGCUUGCAUGAUUGAUAGGCAGCCUGACAUGCAUUCAUGCCAGGCUGGCCUUCCAAUUCCUUGGGCGGACAUGGCCCCUUUUUAGGCAUGUUAGCUCCUUUUGGCAGGUUACGUGAUUUGCCUCAGCGGCACACCCUUUUACCAUGCCGAUUGACUUCCUGCUUCACUUGACACUGCUGUUAUGGAUUUACUUGAGAUAUGAAAACAUAAAUUAGAGGGAGAUUAGCAUAGGGUAUGUGUUUUAUUAUAGCUGCUGUUUUCUUUCCCUCCAGCACCAUCUCCAUCAGAUACAUGACGCCUGGGGGUGUUUUUAGUCGAUAAGAUUCUGUAAUUAGGCCCAUCAUAAUUGUCAUCAUCAGGCCCACUGGGCUCUUAAUCUGGCCAUGACUAUAGUGUCAGGAAUACACAUUUAUGUUCUUGUGUUCCUGACACUACAGUGCCCCUUUAACUGUGGUAUACAUAUUUGCUCUUAUUAACCAUUGCUUUCAUUGUUUAUUAAUUAUUAUUAUUCUUUAUUAUUAUUAAGGGGGUUUUGUUAUACUACAUUAUUUGUUUUAAAUCCUUCUGUGUCUUAGUUUCGGUUUCCCCUUCGACCUCCCUGGUCCUAUACUCUUUUAGUAGGGCUUAGGGAUGUCUUGAAAUAAUUUUUCCCUUUAUUUGUCAAUUUCGCUGCCUAUUUUCCCCUUUUCUUGGGCCACUCUAACACUCCUUUUUCUCCGAAUUGGCCACCCAUGCGCGUCCCUUCAGUUUCCCGCUAUAUUCGCCUUUCCGAAAUAAUUUUUCCCUUUAUUUGUCAAUUUCGCUGCCUAUUUUCCCCUUUUCUUGGGCCACUCUAACGCUCCUUUUUCUCCGAAUUGGCCACCCAUGCGCGUCCCUUCAGUUUCCCGCUAUAUUCGCCUUUCCGAAAUUUGCGCUCGCAGCUUUUAGUGCCUUUUAUUUUCGCGUUCGGACAACGAACACUUACUUUUCUCAACAUUUGCCCUUUUAGUUUUGCAUGUUCGAGACCGAACGCUUGCUUGUUCAGCUUCAUUAGCACACUGUUUAUAUUGUUAAGAUUCGCCACAUCUGUCUUUGAAGUGUAAUUUGGACUUCAUUAUGGCUGUUCUGCAAUUUUUCACACACUUUUUAUUUAGCCUUGUCCCCUAAUGGCCUGAAACCUCUGUUGGGGUUUAGAAUAGUUUUUUCGGCCGGACAGGUCUUAGCUUCUUGUGUGUUUUUGUUAUUACUGUAUAAUCCUGUGAGUAUUUGUUUCCACUUUUUUAUUGCUUCACUUUCAUCUGGGGGUUAAUCAAACCUAUCCUAUAGGUUAAGUGUUAUUGGCUCAACAAAGUUUAUUUUUUUUCAUUGUAACACGUUCACCUGAUCAGUCUGACAGGGAUCUGUCUUUCCCAUCUGGGUCUCAUCCGACCCCUCAGGUCACCUUGGGGUUUCCCCUAUGACCUCAGGUGAAGAGACUGAUUUGUCACCUGAUUUUACUGCCUCUACUAAAAUGCAAGUAUUCUUUAAUACCUCUAUGCCUAUGUCCAAGACGAAGGCCUUAGUUUCUGUGAUGGGCGAAAUGUCCAAAUCCCUAUCGUAGACAUUCACUCAGGCCCUUUUGCAGUCCCAGCGGUCGGCUCCGACGACUUUUCAGGCGACUGCACCUUUAUCCAACCUGAUCUGCCUCAACCAGGCUGCAAAGUAAUGGGCAACUCCAAACAAUCCUUCAAACAACAUGAGAUGGACAGUACACCUCUUGUCAAUGAUCUAAUCUAAUAUACCAUCGCGCAAAUGAGCCUCUAGCUGGGUAAAAUUGGCUACACUAUGGAAGAGGGCAAGAACCCAACUAGAUUUGUCUGAGCUCAGCGAUAUAGAGGGUCCCUUAUGGGCACUUUAGACGACCAGUCUGAACCGGAGUCCAAUGGUGCUCGUGGUGAAAUUAAGGGGUGAGGUUAGUUUGCCAGACUCUGGUGUUGAUUCUAAAAGUAUACCUCUGUUCGACCUGGAUGAUUUGCAUUAUCCACGUUCAGCGGAAUGGUGCCUUUCUGGUUAUGUGGCUAAACAUAUCACUUCAAGACUACAAAAGCCUUUAGAAAAAGCAAAGCACAAUAAACUAUGGGAUUAUUGCUCACACCCCAUGGCCCCCAGGGACCUCUCCAAGACACCCAUGGUCAAUCCCAAAAUCGUCCAAUUUCUGUGGAAAAAUUGAUGGAAGCCCAGGAAAGGUCAGGUCUAACGAACUGUCAGGAUAGGAUUCUGGACUCCUGCUGCCAAGAUAUUUGAUGCUGUCAAGGACGACUGAGAGCUGUAUCGUGAUACUAUACGUGGAUGGAUCCUGAGACUAAUGUGCUUGGUGGGAAACAGCAAUACUGCUCUUGCAACUGAGCACCACAAAUGCAUUUUACUUAAAAUUGAGCCUGGUUUGUGUCAACAAUCUUUUCUUGGUCCCCAAAAUAGGUAGUGGUGUACGAACAGUGAUAAAUCAAAAACAGCUAAAUAGUUAUGUGGCAUACCAUCACUUCAAGAUAGAACGCACCAUCUGAUUGGAUGAACAAAUUGGACCUACAGGACGCCUACCUCACUGUCCAUAUCAGGCAUCAAGAUUUCCUUCAAUUCACUUGGCAAAAACAGAAAUGGAAGUUCAGGUGCCUCUAAUUCAGACUAUCGUCGGCCCCAUGGUGUUUUACCAAGCUCAUGAAACCCGUAGUUGCUCUGCUGAGAAGACGGGGAGUACACCAUAUAAUUUACCUGGACGAUAUUUUCAUUCUGGCUCAGUCUGUCCACCUUGCUCACACACCUAUCUUGGAUGUUGACCUUACUGAAAAACCUGGGUUUCAAUUGGGCAAAAUCUCUCUAGGAGCUGUCACAACACAAAGAAUUUCUGGGUCUUGUUGUCGAUUCCACUUUCCAGACCCUCCGACCUCAAAAUUGUCGAAGCUCAAGAAGGUAAUCAGGUGUGCACUCACUAUUGCCCAACUCUCUUUUAAGCACUUGGUUCGGAUCAUCUGCAUUUUGGUGGCUUCUAUAUAAGCCAUAUUUCCAGGCCCUCUUUAUUACUGGGCUCUUCAACGAUUACAAGACUUUUACAUCAGAGGUGGCGCGUCAUUUGAACAUAUAGUGACUGGACGUGGAAGCGAAAAACAAACUUUGCUGGUAGCUCUUUCACAUGGUGGUAUGGAUUAGACACGCAAUAUUCGUCACGGCUCCGGACCUGAUCAUAGCAUCACAUACGAGCUUGUAUGGUUGCGGUGUGUGCUGCAGAGAUAUUUCCACAGGAGGCAGGUGGUCAAAUGUAGAAUGGACCCUUUACAUAAAUUGUCUGGAACCUUUGGUGACUCACUAAUGAAAAUUUAAUUUAGAACAAGAGCAGUGUACACACACUGAUUUCUAAACACAUUUAUUGCCGUUUAAAUACAGAUUCCAACACAGUCAAAAGAUUUAAAAAAAAAACAAACAAAAAAUAGGGCCUACUUAGUUUUAUGAUAAUAUCCAAAACCUGGCUAAAGGCUGAGUUACCGCGAUCAAGUUUUGUUACAAGCGGCACAGAGAGAUUUGGUCCCACUAUAGAGACUGUCCCUUCUAAAUAGGGUCACUUGGUUGGUAUAUAAUCUGCAUUGGAGGCAUUUGGCUUCUAGUGAAUAACCCCUGAAGUGUACCAGCUAUAUUAUAUUGCGCAUACUUCAGUUAUUGUAAUUAGUAUUUGCUAUGUUAGACACACACUGCCUGUGUUUACUUUGUGCUGUACUAGUAUAUCCUGAUGGCAAUCAGCCAGGACCUCCCUCCCCCGUCCCUAGCGCGACGGUUAUCAGUCAAGAAUGCUUAUGAUGUCACACGGUGACGCGUCAACAAACAGUACAUGUCACGUGUUUGGAGAGGGCGGUGCUUAAUUUGAUGACGUCAUUAAAGGUGUGGUAGUUUACGGAUCCUGAACGGUGCGUUUAAAAUGGGGCGUGUCUCUACCCAUGGCACUUCUCUGAUUGGUCGGUGCGCUGGUAGGGGGUGUGUUCUUGCAGUUGCCUCACUCCCCCCAAGCUUUGGCUCUUCCUGGUUACUGGUGGACUUAUCAUGCCGCUGCCGGGAGCGUACCAAGAGUACUGACAGGGGCGACCCCCGGAGGAGGAGGGGGGGAGAGUGAGGACAGCACAGAGCAAAGGGGUCUACACACAGGUACCAGCACCACCUCGCUCCAUGUGCUCACGGUGCCGCAAGCCAGACUAACUAACUAACCCAAAGUAGUCAAUGUGUGACAUACAUGGUGACUGAACUGAACCUUGAGCAGGCAGUGUGGUAAACACCAGGCGUGAUACACACCACUUUUCAGUGAAUAUGCCAGGAAAAAAGUAGAAGCGUGAAGCCAGACUAGUUUUGUAGUUCCAGGAGUGCUCCAAUAUAUGUUCUCUACAGAACCUUUCACUUUCUGUUUAUCAGUUUAUUGAAGUCCAUAGCUUUGGAAUGUAUUGGUUCCUGGUGAUCACUAUGGUGAUGCUUAUUUAAUUAAACUAAUGGCUGAAUGUAUUGAUCAGGCCGUGUUGGCAUGUAUGCGGAGUGUAAAUAGUUGCAGUCAUACACAGUGCACAGAUGUAUUAAGUCCAAAGUAUAUAUCAUAUGAGAUAGCAGUGAAGUAGAUAAGUAAUUUAUACACAAUGUGGUGAUUGAACUGUGAUGAAUUGAAUUUCAAGGCUAUAAUAGUUAAAUUUCUCCAGUUAAGAUAAACUUACAAAUUGGCUAUUUUAUUUCACCACAACUAUUGUUUAACCCCUUAAGGACACAUGACAUGAUUCCCUUUUAUUCCAGAAGUUUGGUCCUUAAGGGGUUAAAGUAACUCUCCAAGCAAUUCUCCUCCUCCCCUCCCUAUUCUUAACACUAUAGAGCCCCCUGUUUCCACACACUCUUGUGGCCCCCUCAGACAGGUAAAGGGUUAAAAAAAAAAACUUUAAGUCACAUACCUGAUUCCAGCGCUGAUGUCCCCAGGCACUGGGUUGGCGCUCUGCCUCCUCCAACCGGUUGCAUUGCAGGGCUAAUGGGGGCAGAGACAUAACUUAACCACACAACCACUACAGCAUGCUCAAAGUACAUUUAUUUUCAUUCUUUCUUCAACAUUAAAAAUGGAACUGUCACAUAUUCGCACUGUAAAGUGUUGCGGAACUUGUUGGCGCUAUAUAAAUAAUAACAUAAUAAUAAUCUGGAAAUUGCACCAGUGAAUAAAACAUUUGAAUAUAGCCUUCUAUAACUUUUUUUUUUUUUUUCCCCUUUCUGUAAAGAUCUAUUUUCUUUGAUAAUGUACACACAAUGCAAUUAAAAAGGAUAACAGAAACAUUGGGAGAGAUUAUCAACAUGUUCUAAAAUUGGUACAAACAAAUUUUUAAAAUGGGAAGAUUGACAUGUUGGUUCCUCUGUUUUUCAUGAUGAUUGUCCCAUAAUAGUAUCACUUUCUAGAACAGAAUUCUUUGAUAAAACUUCCCCUGCAGCUUUGGGUUCUCAACCAUUUUAAUAUGUUUGGAUAAGGGAAAAAAAAAAAGUAUUAAUAGUUUGAAAAUAAUUUUUUUUUUUUUAAAUCUAGUUUUAUAUUUAUUCAAAUAUAUUAAAUCAAGGCCUAUGUGUGACCGAAAAGGGCAACAUUUAAUACAGAGCUAAAAUGGAGUUCUAUCAUAGUCAGCCAUAAAAGAUAAAGGUUCACUAUAGUCACCAGAACAACUACAGCGUAUUGUAUUUAUUCUGGUGAGUAGAAUUAUUCCCUUCAGGCAUUUUGCAGUAAACACAGUCUUUUCAGAGAAAAGGCAGUGUUUUUAUAUUGCAGCCUAGGGAUACCACCAGUGGCCACUCCUCAGAAGGCUACUAGAGGUGCUUCCUGAGGCAGUGCUACACACUGUGCAGUACUACCAUUCAGUUUCUCCACCCUUUGCAUGCAGACACUGAACUUUCCUCAUAGAGAUGCAUUGAGUCAAUGUAUCUCUAUGAGGAGAUGCUGAUUGGCCAGGGCUGUGUUUUAUUUGUGCUGGCUCUGCCUCUGAUCUGCCACGUUGACAGUCUCAGCCAAUCCUAUGGGAAAGUAUUGUGAUUGGCUCACAGAAUAAUUUCUGAUUAUGUCAGCUGUACGCAGGUAGAUCAGAGGCAGAGGCAACAGCUGCAGACUUGAAUACAAGUAAGAUUUUACUAUAUUUAGGGAGGCAAUGGGGACCAGGCUGGCUAGAUGGUGGUUUUAACACUAUAGUUCACAUGUUUGUGUUCCUAUAAAGCGCUAUUGGUUUUGAUACUACAUUAACAUAUGUGUUACUAAACAAAAUCUUAAACAGCCUUGGAAAUGGCAAUUCCCCUUCAAACUUUUCAAGUUCACAAAUGUGUACAGUAGUUGCUCAAGGUUUCUAAUUGAAGCGUGAGAGAUUGUGAGACCACUUACACUGAUCAGACACAUUAAAACCAAAGACAGGUGAAGUGAAUAACAUUGAUUAUGACAUUACAAUAGCAUCUAAUAAGGGAUGAGAUGUAAUUAGGCAGCAAGUGAACAGUCAGUUCUUGAAUUUCAUGUGUUGGAAGCAGGAAAAAUGAGCAAGCAAAAAUAUUUGAGUGAAUUUGACAAGGACCAAUGUGUGAUGGCUAAGUGACUGGGUCAGUGCAUCUUCAAAACGGCAAGUCUUGUAGUAUGUUCCUGGUAUGCAGUAGUUAGUAUAUACCAAAAGUGGUGCAAAGAAGGACAAUCGGGGUCAUGGGGCCCAAGGCUUAUUGAGUCAUGUGGGGAGUAAAGGCUAGCCCAUCUCGCCUAAUCACACAGAAGAGCUAUUGUAUCUCAAAUUGCUGAAACAUGUAAUGCUGAUUAUGAUAGAAAGGUGUCAGAACACACUGUGCAUCUCAGUGUGUUGUGAAUGGAGCCACAGUCUGGUCAGAGUGCCCAUAAUGAUCCCUGUCCACCGCAGAAAGUGUCUGGUCUGAUGGUCUUAAAUCAGGUGGAUGACUGGGUGUGUGUGUGCGUCAUUUACCUGGUGAAGAGAUUGCAGCAGUAUGGGAAAGAAGACAGGCUGGUAGAGGCAGUAUUAUGCCAUGGGCAAUGUUUUGCCUCUGAACCUCGAGUCCUGGCAUUAAUGUGAAUGUUACUUUGAUAUAUACCACCUACCUAGAGAUUGUUGCAGACCACAUACACACCUUCAUGGCAAUGGUGUCCCCUGAUAGCAGUGGCCUCCUUUAGCAGGAUAAUGCACCCUGCCACACUGCAGAAAUUGUUCAGGAAUGGAAAGAAGAACAUGACAAAAAGUUGAAGGUUUUGCCUACAAAUAGACCCGUGUUCGCAAUCCAAUUGAGCAUUGUGGGAUGUGCUGAAACAACAAAUCUGAUCCAUGGAGGCCCCGCCUUGCAACUUGCAGGACUUAAAGGAUCUGCUACUCUUGUUUUUUUUUUUGUGCCAAACACCACAGGACACGUUUAGAGGUCUUGUGUGUCCAUGCCUCGAUGCAUCAGAGCCUCUUUACGCAGCAUGAGGGUUACCUACAGGAUAUUGGCGAGGUGAUUAUAAUGUUGCUUAGUGUAUAUCUUUUUCAUUGUAGGAAACAUAACAAGCUUGGAGUAUUCAUUUAAUCAGUGUUAAUCACAGGGACACUAUAGUCACUAUAACCACUUCAACUGCUUGAUGUUAUUAUGGUGCUUGGAGUCUAUAAUUGCUACGUCCCUCUUGAGUGGUAAACUGUUACUCUCAGUUUAGCAGAGAUGCAGACCCCAGUUACCAUAUGGCCAGGAGUUGUGGGCUGAGAGCUUACGAAUUGGUAUAGAAUGUGGCAGAUCAGAAGUCCGCCUUUGCAGUAUUGUGAUUAGGGGCUUGACUGCAGGGUGCCAGGGACUUAAUAUUUCUACUGAACACUGAGUGACCUGUUUAAACAGUGAUGCGAAACAAGGUGCACUCGGAUGCCAUACGCCAUGACCAUUUCAAUAUGUUGAGGUGGUUAUGGCGCCUACUGUGUCUCUCUUAGUAAUUGAGAUGUGUGUGUGUAUAUAUAUUAUAAACUGCUCUUGGCACAAUAACAAUUUAAUUGGAAUCAAUUUAUUGUAGUGCGUGGACGUCCUGGGCACUGGCUUAGCUGAAAGGGUUAAACUUUAAUAGUUUCAUCCCUAAGUCUUCAAGCUUGGACCGAAACCCUUUGCACCACCAAUUCCUACGUUGGUCAGAGGCUUCAAUUAGAAAGCGUCACACUGGGUGCAGCUGAGAGUCUUUUCACACUUUUUUUUUUUGUCCUGGACUUUCCCUUUAAAUUAACGAAAGGGAAACAAAAAAUACUAUGAGAAAUACAGGACUUGAAUUAAGUAUGGGCCACAUUAGAUAUGAGCUGGAUCCAUUUGUGUUUUACUAGAUAAGUAAGUUAUUGGAAAUUGGUCAUUUUUCCUAUAUGGUGAAAGGUUCCCAACCUGUAAUAAGGAGGAAGUUGCUACUUCCUGUGGCCUAGCACAUAAUAUAUUAAUCAUUACCAGUUAUAGGGAAAGUCAUAUGAUCAUGACAUGCAAGUACCCUGUGGCAUUGAUUGCUUUAGGCUUGUUAACAUUGAAUCGGCAAAGCCAUUGGAGCUUUGUGUUAUUGCUCUAUUUAGACUGGGGAAAAAAAAUAACAUAACAGACAAAUAUUCCAGAUCAUACCUCUUCAAGACCCAUGCCCUAAAAUAUGCUGUUUUUGUGAGUAACACCUCUUAAUAUGUUUACAUCAUAAAUGUGCCCACAGUGAUAUGAAUAAACCUAAUACCAUUUGCCAUUGCCCCUAUUUGUGGCCAUGCAUCUUUUUUUUUUGUUGUUGUUUUUUUUGUUUUUGUUUAAUGAAAUGCAGCUUUCUUCUGAUACGCUGUAUGUAUGCGUAGCACAUAUUACUGUAGCGGAGCUAAAAUACCUAGCAUAGUUAUCUCCACGGUAUACUCCUUGUAGCUGAAGAAGCAGUAAAAUAUCCAAGGCAAAAUCCCCCAGUAACUAGAGGACACAGUUCUGGGAGUACAACUGGAAUUAAUUGUUUAAUGGGACCUGGUACAGCCAAGUUAUACACCGACCCCCAGCAGGGGGUCUCCAUACAAUUACACAAAACUUUCACCAAUGGGAAUACAGAACAGGUCACAGAGAAAGAACUCAGAGCAAUCUCUGGUUACAUCAACACAGCCCUUUGCUGUAGUACAGUGUUUCCCAAUUUGUGUUCCGUGGAACCCUGGGGUCCGCGAGAACACAAAUGGGGGUUCUGCCAAAAUGGCCACCUCGAUAAUUGAGGCGGGCGGCAAAGGCGCUGAGCAGGAGAGUGCUAUCUCGCCGCCAGCCUCAAUUAUCGUGGCGCACACAGCAGAUGCUGAAGCCGGAAUAUGAAGUGGACCCCAGGGACUGCACGCCAGCUGCUCAGCCCAGUAGCCCCACUGGACUCAAGAGACUGCACGCCAGUUGCUCAGCCCCACUAGACCCCAAGUAAAUAGACUCCAUGCCUGCACUCCCAAAGGUAGAGAGGCUGGGUGGAGUGAAAUUUAAAAUAAAUUGUUUGUCAGCGAGCGUGUAUGUCUGCUUUUCGGUGUGUUUGUCAGUGGGAAUGUAUGUGUGUUUGUCAAAGUGUGUGUGUGUGUCAAGGUUUGUGUAUAGGUCACUGUGUGUGUGUGUGUGCGUGCGCAAGUGUGUGUAUCUGAGUCUGUCAAGGUGUGAGUAUCUGUGUCAGAUACAUUCAUAUACACAUACAAACACACACCGGCACAUACAAAAAAAACGCAAAUGUUGUAAUUGUUUUUUUACCGGGGGUGUUCCACAAUGUUGAUACGCUAUGUAAAAGGGUUCCACAGGAAAAAAUAAUUGGAAACCUCUGCUGUAGUAGAUAGACUUGCUGGCUCCCACAGCAGAUGGUUACUCACAGUGCAGCAUUUAACUUGAUUAACACACAGAAUACCUUUUACACCUAACUAUACUUUAUAGUUUAUACAGGUGGCCCUUUGUUGACCCACAGAUGCAUAUACAGACACACACACUGCUCUAUGUAGAAUACAGGCACACAACACAGCAACAGCUAGACACAUGGAAAGCUGUCACAAAAAUGGCGCCACAAGCUUAUGGCGCUCGCCAAACAAAUCAGACCAUCAAUCACAUAUCUCCCCCCAUAUAAAUAGACCUGAGGCAGACCCAUGACGGGCCUGCAACAAAUCUGUUGGACCACCCUUAGUCCAAUGUGACUGGACAAGUGGGUGCGCAUAGUACGCAUUGACAGCGUUCCGUCACAGUUGCGCUUGAAUAAAACCUUAAAAAUCUAGGACAAAAAACCCCAGACUUUUUAUGGUUUUUGCCCUAUUUCUAGCAUUGCUUAUCACUAACUAAGCCUAUCGUUUGGUAACACUAACUCUUAACAGAUACUGUGUAGAGGGUUUGUCUCACACGAGGAGUGAUGAUCUUUAAAGCCAAUCAUAGUGAUUACAUUCCUUAGUUUAUAACGAAGGCAUAUAAUUAGGUGACUGGCUCCAAUAUUAAUCACUCUGCCAUUAUUUCUGGAAUACUUCAUUGCGAAGCUGUCCAGAAAUAGCCUGGCACACUCUGAUCAUGGCAAGUACCAGGCACAGACUGCCUGCAGAAUGGGCUCAUAGGCACAAAAAUACCAUGUUAGCCUGUCACUGGAUUCUGAUGCCAGGUUAGCAUUUGGAAAGCUGUUGAUGGAUAUCUCAUGUUUGCUCCAUGUUCCCACUAAUGAUUUCUCUAUGGCUUUUGGCAUCUAAACACUGCAAUGUGGUUCCAUGGUAAACUGAUCCCUUCGUAGGGGGUGCGAUUUUCUUUUUUUUUUUUUUGUUAAUCAGGUUUUGCGAUUUCUAAACUGUUUGAGUAUUGAGAAGUUUGGCGAGACAUGAUCUUUGGGAGAGGGGAUUUAUUCGGAUCUUUCACUCUUUACUUUACUUGUCACUAGCUGUUUUAUUGACCGUGACAUACAUGGGUUUGAAGGGUUUAAUUGUGAUAUUUCCCUUUUAAGACCCUUACUGCAAAAAACAAUACUUCAGUUUAAGCACACACUUCAGAAACCUGUGCAACUCUAAUGUAUAUUAUGGUUACACUCCAAGCCUCUUUAAGAGAAUCAUUGCAUUGGUUGGAGAUCAUAAGUACUGAAUGUCUUAGUGUGGUUCACCACUUGAUUUUAGAUAAGUUAUAUAUUGGCUGUGUUCGAAUUCUGUUCAGCCACCUUACCAGUAUAUGUCCUUGUGCAAGACCUGUAAUGGCACAGACCAUUAGAGGAGACGCGGGGACCAGUGUCUGGCAACAAUAAGAAAAGAAGCAGCAAAAACCCACAGCACAUCAAUUUAUGCCAAAGAUGUUAGAUACAUUCAAUAUACCAAGCAAUUGGCAUAUAAUUCAAAGUGCAGAGUAAGCAGUGUCAUCACUAGGGAUGGUGUCACACGGUGCAGUAACAAACGGUGUCACCCAACCCCCUUAAUAAUGUGUGUGUGUUUUUUUUUUUUUUUUAAAUAGAAUUGAAGCUGUGGUCACAGCGGCAUGAUGCAUCCGAUCCAGAGGUGACACCAUCGCAGGUCUCAGCCAGGUUAGAGUUUACCAACUAAAGAUCCUGCCUGGCUGGUGUCGGUGGUGUCACCCAGGACCGGUCUUAGGUGUUCAGGUGCCUUGUGCAAGCCAAUCUCGUGGCGCCCCCACCCCACAUUUGCCGUCUGUUAGGAGGCAGUUCAUUCACAAACCCCUGCCCCCUCUCAUCAAAUCCAUGGCCACCUCUUCAUCAAAUCCCCCGACAUCCCAUUCAUCAAAUCCCCAGCCCCCCUUCAAUAAAACACAAACUAUUUAGUAAACAAAACAAAGCAAUAAAAUCAAGCACUCACAUUAAAGGCUGCUGCUCCCUGGAUCCAGCUGUCCGUUUCCCACGCCACCGAGUCGCAGACUUAAGAGAACCGGCUGCGCUGCCCUCAUACACACUUCAACUGCUUGAUGUUAUUAUGGUGCUUGGAGUCUAUAAUUGCUACGUCCCUCUUGAGUGGUAAACUGUUACUCUCAGUUUAGCAGAGAUGCAGACCCCAGUUACCAUAUGGCCAGGAGUUGUGGGCUGAGAGUGAAUUAUUUUGCGGCUCCCUGAGAAGGCGGAGCACGUCCAUGUUGCGCCCCCAUGCUCCUCCUACACGCACAGGACCUCUGCAUCACCCAUGUGGAUUCCCGGCCGCGGCUCUACCAUCACCAUUCGCAAGUCAAGUGCACUUAACUUGCUCUGCACUGCAGACCUAUAACUCGGGCCUGUCUGUGAGUGACUGACUGUGAGCUGUCGGCUGCCUGGUGCCCCUGUUGCCAUAGUGCCCUGUGCUCGCACACCCCAAAGGCCGGCCCUGGUGUCAUCUCACUCACCCUCCCCAAUGAUGCACCCUGGGGCGGUCCGCACCCCUCUUGUGAGGCCACUGAGAGUAAGCAAAUCUAUAUACCUAAUACCUAUAUUAAUAAAGUGCAGUUAGGUUACUCAUUAAAUGUGUAAAAACAUAUACUGAUCUAGGGCUGGAGACCAAGCUUCUCCAAUGUUUUGGCUACUGCCUUUGUCCACGGGAUCUUAUUGGUCUUCAGCCCUAGGCCAGUAUAUGUGUUUUUACACAUUUUAAUGAGGAACCUUACUGCACUUUAUCAGGGCCGAUCCUGGGCGGGUGCACUGCGCCCAGGCACCAGGAGGUGGGGGCGCAGCGCAGAUCGGCCGAUGGCCUAUCACGGGGAGCCCGGCAGCUGGCCACCUAAGGGCGCCCCCAGAAUGUUAGUUAUGUAGCAAGGCAGAGUAGGCACCUACUCUGCAGCAAUAUACCGGCCAGCUGAGGAAGGAGGCAGGCGGCGGCGAGGGAGCACUGCGUGUGCUGAUGCUCUUCCUGCUCGAUUGCGCGCCCUCUGUGGUGAUACCGGAAGCCGGACUAUGAUGUAAUUCCGGCCCGCAUCACCGGUGUGUGAGAGAGGAGCAGGAAGAUCAUGAAAGUCACUGGACCCCGGCGAGAGUACCCAGAAGACUCCUAAAGGUAGGAGCAACAAGCAAUACAAUUUGUCAGUGUGUGUGUGUGUGCAAGACUGUGUAAGUGUGUGUGUUUGUCAGUAAAUGUGUCAGUCAGUGUGUGUACAUCAGGAAGUAUGUGUGAGUAUGUGUUUGUGUGUGUCUGUCAGCAAGGGUUCCUGUCAAGUAAGUGGGUGUUUGUCAGGGUUUGUGUGUGUGUCAUUGAGUGAGUGCGUCAGCGGGACCAGCCUUUGGGGUGUGCAAGCUGUGUGGUUAUGCAGGGUGCCAUGACAAUAGAGGCGCCUGGCAGCCAACACAGCUCGCAAGUUGGGGACACCGCAUAUUAAAUUUAAACGAUUCCCUGGUGGUCCACCUACCCUGUCACAUAACACACCUGAACACCAAUUCAAUUAACUAUGUGACUGAGUGUGUUGUGUAUCUAUGAAUGGGACUUUGUGUGUCUUUUAAUGUAUGUGCCUCUGUUUUUUUAUGAAUGUUUGUAAUCGUCUUAAUGUGUGUGUCUGUGACUGUGUUUUGGUGUGUCUGUGUCCAUGAUGAUGUGUCUGUGAUGGUGUGUGUUAAUUCAUGUCUGACAAGGUUAUUCACUAAAACAAUUGUCAGGCAUACAAUGCUUCCAGUUUGACUAUUCUGUCAUCCACUGUGAAAUCCACUAUAAAUUCCUGACCAUUCUAAUUUUUGUAAAUAACCCAGUAUGUGACAGUGUAUGUCUGUAUAUGUAUGUGAAUGUGCACAUGUCUAUGUAUAUACGUUAUGAGAUAUGAUCUGUGGAUUUAUAUUUAUGUGUAUGGGAUGCAUACAUCACUGUACAUAUACAGCAAACUGAAAUAAGGAAACCUAUUUUACAGCUUUGCAUAUUUAUACAAAUGAGUUUAUAGAAAUAAUUGUUUAAGAGGGCGUCACCUGCACAGAGGGGAAGCAGGAAGCAAUACCUGCCUCACACUAGGGACUCUGGUCUCCUUUCCUCCUCACGAUGCUCAUCACAGCCAGGACUGUGUGUAUGUGACACUGAGGGUGUGUGUACAGUGACCAUAUGACAGUGUGAAUGUGCGUGUAUUGUGUGUGACAGUCUAGGUAUGCAUGGGGCUGUGUGUGUGUAAUUGUGUGAUUAUGUAUGUUGUGAUUUAAAAUGCUGAGUGCUGGACUUUCUUGUUUUGUGUAUCACUAAGUCUGGCAGCAUUUGUGUUUGUUUCAAAUCCAUGAGAUUGUAUAUCUGUCAUUGAGUGUGUGUGUGUAAAUGUUUCUGGCUGAGUAUGUUUUUCAGUGUGUGACAAAUCAGUGAGUGUGUGUCUAGAUGGAGAGGUGGAGUCGUUCCAAAGGGGAGGUGUUUGAAAGAUGACCACGCCCAGCUGGGGGCACCAAAAAAUGUCUGCACCCAGGCGCCUGUGACCCUAGGAUCGGCCCUGCACUUUAUUAAUAUAGGUAUUCUGUGUAUAUACUUGCUUACUCUGCACUUGGCACUUUGAAUUGUAUGCUAACGGUUUGGUAUAUCUAAUAUAUCUAGUAAAGAAAUUUUUCUUUGGCAUAAAUUGCUGUGCUUUAGCUAUUUCUGUAUAUGAUCUUGAUGUGGUAACAAGAUUUCCUCCCACUUUUAGCACACUGUUUUUAGUUGGUGCACGUAACACUACGUUACCAACUAAAGUAGAGCGCUUACUAUAUUUUUUGUAGAGAAGAGGCAGGGGGCGGUGACUGGCAGACCCCAUGCAAGAAGUUUAAACCAUUUUGACUAGGUACAUUGUGGGAGCCAGGACACUUCUGGCACGAUAACAAUUACAGUGUGCUCCAGUGGUUAUGGUACUUAGAGUAUUCCUUUACAUUUGAAAUUCAUUUUGAAUUCCUGAUAAUCCUUCUUUAAUGAAAACCUGUCAUAGUAUAUUUUUCCCUGCUCCGAUCAUGGUAUAUUUUUUGCAAACAGUUCAUAUUUUAACAAAAAAACUUUGGGCAGCACAAAUAUGCACUGCAUGUAACCUCUUGGCGCUUUCUGAUGCGGUAAAUAUUUAUAUUUUGAAACGGUUACUUUUAAUUUCUUGUAAAUACCAAGGCUUUUGUAUUAGUGGAAUAAAAACCAGUGUAAAGUAAAUUGUAUUUUAUUUCUCCUCUUUGUUUACAUAGCUGUAUCCUUGACUCUAGUAAACAUUAAAUAAAUUCUAGAAAUACAGGUCUAACAAAGAAUUUUGACUGUGAUUCAGGAAGGUGAACAGAACAAGACCAUGACAAUUACAAAAUUUGCUGUUAAUGUCAUAUAUUGUUCAGAAAUUAUAGAUCUGGAAAAUCCAUUGAAUCUAGGACAAAAAAGGUGUGUGAUUUUUGUAUUGUGUGUGUGUGUGCUAAGCGAAGAGUGCUUACUGUGCUGGUACAUGUUAAACCAUGUUCAAGCAGUUUAACACUAAAUAAGAGUCCCAGGCUACCCACAGUCAGGCCCCUUCUGGAGGUGUGGCUAAGCCAGAGAUUACACACUUCCUUGUAGUCACACCCAUUCAAACCGUCAAUGGUUCUGAUGGGCUAAAAGUAGUCAGCUGACACUCUUAGCCAAUCACUGCUAUCUAAUACUCAUUUGCCAAAGCAGCAAAAAGGGAAUGGGCUGCUAGGGACUCUUGUUUAGUAUUAAAACAUAAAAACUGUUUAACCCCUUAAGGACACAUGAUAUGUGACAUGUCAUGAUUCCCUUUUAUUCCAGAAGUUUGGUCCUUAAGGGGUUAAUGCUGAAUGAAAUGAUGGCAACAGGGGACUCCAGACACUAUAACCAGAUUAAUUAGAUGAAGCAGAUACAAUGAUACAGUGUCCCUUGUAAAGGAACACUGGUGUCAGGAACACAAACUUAUUCCUGACACUAUAAUGGUAAAAUCUCAGAGAAUGGACAAAACUUUUGAGAAACUCAAUAGCUUGCACUUUGGUAAAUACCCGCUCAGGUCUAAAAAUAGUUUUUGCUCACUUGUGUUAUUACAGAGCAUACCCAUUCCAUUUCCAUUGCAUGUCAGAGUCCAGAACCGAAAUGCUAGCAACUUUACAUCCGAGAUGCAGCAACCGUCUUUGGGCAUCUUCAGCAAGGUGCAGCUGAUACUCCUUUUAGACAUGGGGUCCACAUCUGUAUUACCUUUAAUGCAUUGCAACAAAAACCAAGAAUAUGAGAAUGGACAAAAAUUUAGAGAAACUCAAUUUCUUGCCAUUUGGUAAAUCUCCGCUCAGGUCUCAAAAUAGUUUUUGCUCACUUGUGCCAUUACAGAGAGAACAUAGAAACAUAUCUUAUUUUAAGUCUAGCAUAGCCUUAUGCCUAUGCCACGCAUUCUUAAACGCCUUCACUGUGUUAACCACUACCACUUCAGCUGGAAGGCUAUUCCAUGAAUCCUCUACCAUCUCAGUAAAGUAAAACUUCCUGAUAUUUUCAAACCUUUGCCCCUCUAAUUUUUUGCCCCCUUGUUGUGGUAGUUUUUCUUUACUGUGUUGAUUGCCUUUAUAUAUUUAAAUGUUUCUAUCAUAUCCCCCGCCUCGUCUUUCAUCCAAGCUAUACAUGUUAAGAUCCUUUUAACCUUUCCCGGUAAGUUUUAUCCUGCAAUCCAUAAACAUAUUUCAUAUCAGACUGAUCCCACCUAUAAGGGCAGUCCAAAACCGAAGUGCUGGCAAGUACUCUCUGCAUGAGAGAUUCAGCAACUCUGCAUGAUUGUUUAUGCAUUCUUUGGGUCUCGUCAGCGAGGUGGUAAAAUCACGGUUUAGCUUACCGGCCCCACUUGCCUCGCUUUCAAAAAGUGAUUUUACACCCCUUUUUCUCCCAUACCAUUCUGGUCUCUCUGCCCUGCCUUGCUUCACAUCUUUAGUUGAGUACAUCAAAACUGAUGUAAGCCAAUUCAGUGCUUUCCCAUAGGAAACAUUGGGAAGCUAUUGUGCAUGCAUGGCAAAACGCUGCACCAAACAGCAGCUCCUCAUUCGAGAUGCAUUAAAUCAUUGCAUCUCUAUAGGGAAUGUUCAGCACCAAGCAGUGUGGAGACACAGAUUUGUGAGUGCUGUACACUGUAACUAGCAAAGUUCCUAUGCCUUGAAAAGCAUAAAAAAGCCUGAAGGGACUGACUAGGCUCACCAGACCAACUACAUUAAGCUGCAGUUGUUCUGGUGACUAUAGUGUCCCUUUAACAAUAUGUUUGUAACUGGUGUUAAUUUCCCCAAAACAAAUAGAAAGUUAAACAGUGAAUAAUGUCUUGUAAACCAUUGCAUACACCAAGUUCUUAAAGGGAUACUAUAGUGCCAAGAAUACAAAGCUAUAUUUCUGGCACUGUAGCUUCUCUGAAACUUAAAUGUUUAAAGGACCACUAUAGUGCCAAGAACACUUGUUUUCCUGGCACUAUAUAGUCAUUAGGGCCCCCCUCCCGCUGGGCUGAAGCGGUUAAAACCCCUUCAGCCACUUACCUUUCACCAGCCCUGGGCUCCCUCGGUGCUGGCUAACUCUUCUCCCCUUGCGAAUGUCAGCUCAGAAUGCGCAUGUGCGGCAAGAGCCGCUCUCAUUCAAACUGCCCAUAGGAAAGCAUUACUCAAUGCUUUCCUAUGGACGUCCAGCGUCUUAUCACGGAAGCGCCUCUAGCAGUUGUCAGUGAGACAGCCACUACACCCUGUUCCAAAUUAUGCAAAUUAUAUUUUUCUCAUUUAUCUAAAUAAUUGAUGUAAAUAACAGUCAGCAUAAUUCACAUGUUAUCAACUAUUAAGAGUACAAUUCAAAUUUUAUUGAACAAACCUCCUAAUGAUAACAGUAUUUUUUUAAACAUAAAAAACUUACAAUGCACUGUUCCAAAUUAUUACGCACAGUAAGUUUCAAAACACUUUAUAGGUUGUAAAGAACUGAAAAUUGUCAUUUGUUGUGUUUGCAGCAUAUUUACUGAAAUCAAAAGCUAUUUCAAUCAAACUUAUAACAACAUUUUAACUUUUUAAACAUUUUAACAGUUCACGUUACAUUUAAACAUAGGACCGCUUAUUUGAUAGCAGCUUCACAAGUCUUGCAUCCAUUGAACUUGUGAGUUUUGGGACAGUUUCUGCUUGAAUUUGUUUGCAAGAUGUCAGAAUAGCCUCCCAGAGCUGCUGUUUGGAUGUAAACUGCCUCCCACCCUCAUAGAUCUUUUGCUUGAGGAUGCUCCAAAGGUUCUCAAGAGGAUUGAGGCCACACCAUGACUUUCUUUCCUUUUAUCCCCAUAGCAGCCAUUGAUGCAGAGGAAUUCUUUGCAGCAUGAGAUGGUGCAUUGUCAUGCAUGAAGAUGAUUUUAUUACUGAAAGCAUAGUUCUUGCUUCUCUACCAGGGAAGAAAGUGGUCAGUCAGAAACUCCACAUACUUUGCAGAGGUCAUUUUUACACCUUUGGUGACCCUAAAGGGGCCGACCAGCUCUCUUCCCAUCAUUCCGGCCCAAAACAUGACUCUACCACCGCCUUGCUGACGUCGCAGCCUAGGUGGAACAGGGUGGCUGUCCACCAACCAUCCACUACUCCAUCCAUCUGGACCAUCCAGGGUUGCACGGCACUCAUCAGUGAACAGGACUGUUUGAAAAUUAGUCUUCAUGUAUUUUUUAUGCCCAAUGCAGCUGUUUCUGCUUGUGAGCAUUGGUUAGUGGUGGCCGAAUAGGUUUAUGCACAGUUGCAAGACUCUGGAGGACUCUACACCUUGAUGUCCGUGGGACUCCAGAGGCACCAGCAGCUUCAAAUAUCUGUUUGCUUCUAUGUAAUGGUAUUUUAGCAGCUGCUCUCUUUAUCCGAUGCAUGGAUCUGGCAGAAAUCUUCCUCAAUGUGUCUUUAUCUGCACAAACCCGUCUGUGCUCUGAAUCCGCCACAAAUCUCUUAAUAGUGCGAUGAUCACGCUUAAGUUUUCGUGAAAUAUCUAAUGUUUUCAUGCCUCGUCCAAGGCAUUAAACUAUUUCACUCUUUUCGGCAGCAGAGAGAUCCUUUUUCUUCCCCAUAUUGCAUGAAAAUGGUGCUCUGCUUAAUAAUGUGGAACAUCCUCCUUUAGUAGUUUUUUCCUUAAAUUGGGCUCACCUGGCAAUCUAAUUAUCACAGGUGUCCGAGAUUGUUUUCAGUGAUCAAAAGAUUCCUGAGACACAAUGCCAUCCAUGAGUUAAACUGAAAAACAAAAUAUUUAAUCUUUGUGACACUUAAAUAGAAUUUGCAUAAUAAUUUGGAACAGAGUGUAGAGGCUGGAUUAACCCUCAGUGAAACAUAGCAGUUUGAAACUGUUUUCAGCUGCAGGGUUAAAACUAGAGGGACUUGGCACCCAGACCACUUCAUUGAGCUGAAGCGGUCUGGGAGCCUAUAAUGAUCCUUUAACAUUGCAGCAUUAAAGGACCACUAUAGUGCCAGGAAAACAAACUAGUUUUCCUGGCACUACAGGGUCUUUAGGUCCCCCCACCCUCAGGAUCCCACUCCCGCUGGGCUGAAGGGGUUAAAACGCGGCGCUGAGGAACUCUCCUCCCUCUGCCGACGUCAGUGCCGCAUGCGUGGCAAGAGCCGCGGGCGCAUUUAAACCGCCAAUAGGAAAGCAUUACUCAAUGCUUUCCUAUGGACGUCCAGCAUCUUCUCACUGUGAUUUUCACAGUGAGAAGCGCAGAAGCGCCUCUAGCGGCUGUCAGUGAGACAUAUCCAAUAUCCAGAGUUAAUAGAGAACAUUUUAGUGUGUGUGUGUGUGUGUGUGUGUAUGUAUAUGUGUAUAUAUAUAUGUGUGUGUGUGUGUGUGUGUGUAUAUAUAUAUAUAUAUAUAUAUAUAUAUAUAUAUAUAUAUAUAUAUAUAUAUAUAUAUAUAUAUAUAUAUAUAUAUAUAUAUAUAUAUAUAAUGUAUCUAUCUUCUUGGGUAUUAUGGCAUGUAACAAUAGCUGUACGCCAAGAAAGACUCAUCAUUUUAAAGUUUCUCGUCUCUUGGCAUAAUGGAACAAAUAUUUUUACCUUGUCUCCCUGCCCACAGGCGGCUAUGUUGAGGUUGUGUACAGUGGCGGCUCUAGACUUUAUGAGGCCUUAGGCGAAACUCAAACAAGAGGCCCCCCCACUAACACUCAUAGUAAAAAAAAACAUAUAGGGGUUGCAUCAUGUGUAUAAUGAGCUGUAGUUAUAUUGAAUGACAGGCUUGCAGCGCUGGAUACAGAGAGCUAGUCUCUGUAUUCACUGUUGGGGUGAGUGUGGCACGGUUGAAGGAGAAAGUGUGACAGGGCGAGGGGAGGUGAGAGUGACAGGAUGAGGAAGGGUUAUGUGACAGUGUGAGUGUGGCGUGGCUUGGCAGGAUGAGUGACAGGAUAGAAGUUAAUGUGAUAGGGUGAAGGGGGAUGAGUUUGACAGGGUUAUGGUUUAUGUGUUACACGGCUGGAGGAGGGAGUUUGACAAGGCGAGGGAAAGUGAGCCGGAUAGGAUUAUGUGACAUGGUGAGUGUGGCAUGGUUGGGCAUGAGUGAAAGGGUUAAUGUGAAAAAGGAUGAGUGUGACAGGGUUGGGGGUGAGUGUGACAGUAUGAGAGAAAAUGAGUGUGAUAGGAUUAGUUGGAUUAAUGUGAUAGGGUAAGUGUAGAAGAGCAAGGGCCGGUAAUUGUGGUAUGGAUGGAGAGGGUGAGAGCGACAAGAUUAGGAGAGGUUAAUGUGAGCAAGGCUGGGUGAAGGGGGCAUGACAGCAUGUGGGGGGGUGACAGUGUGGGUGGUGGCUGCAUGUGUGUGGAAUUGUGACGUUGGAAAGGGUGACAGUGUGUGCAGGGGCAGUGUGUGGGAGGGGUGUAUGUGUACCACUGUAUGUAUUGGUGACAAUGUUGGGGGCUGACAAUAUGGGGUGCGUGUGUGAAAGGGUAACAGGGUGAGAGAGCAGUGUGGAGGAAUGUGACAGUUUUGGGGGCAGGGUGUGAGUGGGUGACAGUGAGGAGGAAGAUGACAGUGUGGGGUGACAGUGUGGGGGGACAGGGUGUGUUACAGUGUGGGGGGGCAACGUGUGUGGGACACAGUGUAGAGGGGACAGGGUGUAUGACAGUGUAGGAGGGCAGGGUGUGUGACCGUGUGGGUGGCAGAGUGUGUGGUGGAGCAGGGUGUGUGACAGUGGGAAUUUAGUGUGAGAAACUGUGUGGGGGCAGAGUGUGUGGGGCAGGGUAUGUGGUGGUCAAUGUGUGGGACAGUGUCUAUGGUGGUCAGUGUGAUGGUUAGUGUGGGGGGCAGUGUAUGUGGUGGUUAGUGUGGGGGCAGUGUAUGUGGUGGUCAGAGAGGGGGAAGGAUAUAUAGGGGCAGUGUAUGUGGUAGUCAGUGUGGGGGGUAGUGUAUGUGGUGGUCAUCCGUGUGGGGGGCAGUAUAUGUGACUGGCAGGGCAGUGUGGGGGCAGGGUAUGUGGGUGAGGGCACAGUGGUGUAUCCUGGUUUUGUGCUGCCCUAGGCAGGACAGAAACUCAAGCCAACCCACCUUCUAAAUUGUCUAACACACUGUCAGACACACACACACACACACACACACACACACACACAGUCAGACACACAGUCAGUCAGACACACACACACACACACACACACACACAGUCAGACAGAGACACACACACACACAGUCAGACAGACACACAGUCAGACACACACACACAAUCACUCACAUUAACACUUUUUUAUUAUUUAGCACCCCCUUACCUUUGGGAAUGCUGGGGGGUUCUCUAUCUCCCUGGGGGUCCAGUGGCUUUUGGGCGGGCUACUGGCCGGGUUGAUGAUGUCAUAUUCCGGCUCCAAGCCUCACUCUGCAGCGCGCGAGGGAGCUGAGCAGACCGCUCAGAGGAAGUGCUCCCUCGCCAGCCGUCCGCCGGACCAUCAGCCAGCAAUUUUUUUAUUUUAUUUUUUAUUUUUUUAUUUAUUUAUUUUAUUUUAUUUUUUUAUUAUUUUUUUUUGCCCCCUGAAAAAUGCCACCCAAGGCAAAUGCCUUGUUUGCCUCUCGGCUAAUACGUCCCUGGCAGGGUAUGUGGGAGGCAGUGCAGUGUAUGUGGGUGGACAGUGGGGGUGGGAGGGCAAUGUUGGGGCAGUGUGAGUGGGAGGGCAAGUGUGGGGAGUGUAGUGGGAGGGCAAAGUGUGUGGGAGGGCAAGUGUUGGGGAGUGUGAGUGUGGGAGGCAGUGUUGGGGCAGUGAGGGUGGGAGGGCAGUGCAGUGGGGACAGUGGGGACAGUGAGGGUGGGAGGGCAGUGUGGGGCAGUGAGGGUGGGAGGGCAGUGUUGGGGAGUGUUGGGGCAGUGAGGGUGGGAGGGCAGUGUUGGGGGCAGUGAGGGUGGGAGGGCAGUGUUGGGGCAGUGAGGGUGGGAGGGCAGUGAGGGGUGGGAGGCAGUGUUGGGGGCAGUGAGGGUGGGUGGGCAGUGUUGGGGACAGUGUGUGUGGAGGCUGUGACAAGCCUCCACACACUAAAAUACUCUGUUUUGUAAUAGAAGUCCCUGGUGGUCCAGUGGCAGCAGUCCCUGGUGGUCCGGUGGGAUGACUUCCGUCUGCAGCUCCGCGAGAGCUGCAGACCUUGUUCUCGCAAGCGCCUGUCAGAGCGUUGCCGUGGUAACCCGCUGCAACGCUCUGUAAGCCCGCGAGAACCACAUUAUGUGAUCUGCAGCUCUGCACUCGGCAGAGCUGCAGAUCAGAGGCUGGCUCUCCCUGUGGGCAGACCGUGUGGAGGGGCCACCCGGCGGCAUACUGGGCAAGCCGCCGGGCCACCUCUCACUGUCGGGUCCUCGGUCAUUGACCGAGGACCCGACAGUUCAGUCUGCCCUAAGGCGAUUUAGGCAGCCGCGAGGCCCCAGCAAGCGUGAGGCCUUAGGCGGCCGCCUAAAUCGCCUAAUUAGAGAGCCACCUCUGGUUGUGUAACAUUAAGUAUUGUGUCUCUAGAAGAUGUAUAAAAUCCAUUAUUUAAGGUGCAAUAUGCAUUGACCUACAGUCUCGUCUAAUUUAUAUGCAAGAGAUAAGAGGCAUGGAUCUCUUCUGGCUUGCAACUCUUUAGUGCAGCCUAGUUAGAGGAUCAGUUCGUCUUUUCCACCCAGCUGAACCAUAUUACAGUGGAGGAAAGCUGCCGACUUCUUGAACAAAUAAUCAAGGAACCUGGCACCUGGACACAACCCCUGGGCUCUUGUAAAUUGGCUGUGCAUUGCACUUGUUAUUGGCAUCACAGAAUCUUAAAACAUAAAUAUGGCUGUUGCUAAAUUAGAAGGGUGAAUAUAUGGAUUGCUUCAUUUUUCUUUCAUGCAUGAUGGCUUUCCUUUCACAGUGUUGUCUUGCACUCAUGUUACUAGAGAACAUGACACACAUUAAUGAAAUCUGUUUGAAAUUUUAAUAAUGGCUCUUUGUAUCUAAACUAAUGCUUAUAAAUGGGUUUUAUUAGGUUUUUACAAAGUGUACAUUUGGCAGUUUCUAGUGUGUGGUUUUUUGUGGAGGGGUGGGUUAACAAGCUUGUAAUCUUUUAUGAUAUUAAAAGUUCAACCUUACUUGCCCACCUGUAAAAACAGGUUUUAAAUUUAAUAAAACUGAGUGGAUCCGCCAGUAACACAUUUACAAACUGAGGCUCUCUAACAUUUGAUAUUAUAAAGCUGUGACUUUUUUUAUUUUAAUGUUUAUUCUCACAUCUCUCAAGAAAAAUCCCAAUACAAUAUCACAUUCUCAUAGAUAUUAUGAUGGUCAAAUUUUGCAUACAUUACAACAUACAAUGUGAGAAGUGUUUUUUUUUUUUUUUGCUAACAAUUGUUAAAAUAUCAGCUGAGUAUAUAGAUAUUGUGCUAAAUUAAAUAAAGAGAAAAUAAAAGUAAACUGGUAUAUGGCGGUGAGUACAUAAGUAAGUGGAGGCAUAUAAUUAGGGAAUGGAGGAAGGCACAUAUGAGGGCCCCAUGAAAUAGACCGGGGAUCCAUAUAGCUGUCCCAGCUCAAGGAAACAAGUGCCAUUCAGUUAGUUCAGUUUUGCUGCACAAGAUUGCAUCCUGUUUUUAGAGAAACACAAGAAAUAAAAUUUCAUAUUGACACAAAUGUUUACUUCCUUUGGAAAACCUCAUCCUGUAAUUGACUUUCACAAAAAUAACCCAUUCUGUCAGACUGUGGGACAAGUACAAGUUUCAGUUUAAAGGGACAAUAUAGUCACCCAGACCACUUCAGCUCAAUGAAGUGGUCUGGGUGCCAGGUCCCUCAGGUUUAAACCCUGCAGAUGCAAACUUUACAUUGCAGGGUUAAGCCAGCCUCUAGUGGCUGUCUUCUGGACAGCCACUAGAGGUGCAUCUGCGAUGCUGGAAGCAUAUUAUGCCUCCAUCGCGCAUAGCGUCCAUAGGAAAGCAUUGAGAAAUGCUUUCCUAUUGACCGCAUGAAGCUUGAAUGCGCACAUGCGUAAUCGGCUCCGCUGACGUCGGCAGAGCGAGCUGAUGACGGCGGGGGAGCGCGGCGCUGGAAUAAGGUAAGCUGCUGAAGGGGUUUUAACCAGGGCACUAUAGUGUCAGGAAAACCACUUUGUUUUCCUGACACUUUAGUGAUCCUUUAAUAACCCAAUAUACAAUCGUCCAUUUGCAGUAAAAGGCAUUUUUUCAUACAAUCAAAAUUAGUCAUCUGAUUUUGAUCUUCCUGCUGAUGCUGCUAAUGAGAAUGUUUUGGUCUUCAGAGCAAGACUAACACAUUGAGAUCUAUAUUGAAGAAAGUUGGUCUUGGGAACUAUACAGGUUCUAAAAUGUCAUUAAACAAACAUUAUAGUGUUAGGAAUACAAAUGCUAUAAUGUUCCUCUGCCCUAAAGUUGUCUGCCCAUCUCCGGUGUUGAAAGGGUUAAAUAACACUUUAAACACUUAUCUCUUUCCAGCGCUGAGGCCACCUCCUCCAAUGUUGGCAAUGGGGAGAACCUAAUAUACAUGAGUGGCAAGGGCCACCCGCGUAUUAGGCCUUCCUCAUACUAAAUAAUUGAAUCUGUGCUUUCCUGUGGGGGAUUGGAAGACACUGUAUGUUCUCAUGCAAAGCGUGAGGAUGUCCAGUGUUGUUUCACAGAGUUAAACUCAGUAAAAGGCUAGAAAGUGCUUCUAGUAGCAGCCACUAGAGGCAGUCUUAAAGGAACACUAUAGUGUUAAUUAGAUGGGCCCUCUUAGAUCGCAUGGGAAAGGUGUUUUUUUUUUUUUUUAUUGCUCUUUUUUCCAAAGUGGAGAUACUGCACAGUGUGGAUCACUGGAUUAGGAAGCACCUCUAAUUGCCAUCAGUUGACUGCCACUAGAGGUGUUCCUAAUCUGCAAUGUAAACCCUGUCAUUUUGCUGAUAAGGCAGAGAUUGCAGUGUUCAGCCUGCAGGGACAUGCUGUAGCCACCAAAACUACUACAUUAAAGGGACACUUUAGUCACCAAAAUAAUUUUAGUGUAUAGAUCAUGACUCUGAUGUCUCUCUGCUUAAUUCCCUGCCAUUUAGACAUUAAAUCACGUUUUUGUUUAUGCAGCCCAAGCCAUACCUCUCCUGGCUGUGACUGCAUGAAAACAAAAUGGUUUCAUUAUCAAUCAAAUGUAACUUACUUUAAAAGUUUUUAUCUACUGCCCUGUAAACUGAACUUUAAUGAUAUACAGGAGGCUCUCAUGGUCUAGAAAGCUAUUAACAGAGCAGGAGAGAAGGUAUUCUAAAUUAAACAGAGUUUACUGUCCCAAGAGCAGGAGGAGAUGGGUAAGAGAACCCAAAAAUCUCAGGUGCACAUACCCCAGGAAACACAGGAUAUUGGCACGUUGUUCCAACACACACCCAUGUACGGGGAGCUGGUGCAGAUAGUCUGAGGCCUACAACCCUCAGGAGAAGGGAGGGAUGAAUGAGGACACCCACAGCAGGACACCAAACGGCAAAUACCCUAGCCAGCCUAGUACCUGCAACAAAACAGGACAUUGAUGAUCUCUUUUUAAAAAAUACAUCAGCUGUUUCCAGCCGACAUAGCCGCGGUGUGGACUGAAGUACAGGCGGUCACCAACCGCGUCUAGACCUCAGAAAAAUGACAUAGCCGACCUGCAACACCACCUCACAGCAGUGGGGGACUCAGUCAAAAAGCUACAGGCGCACCACUCCGCCUUGUCGCUGAGAAUAGAUGCACUGGAUGAAAGAUCCUGCUAGAAAAACUUAAAGAUCAGGGGUGUCUCAGACACCGUGACUACGGAAAAGCUACUGUACUUCAAUAGGCGACUGUAGACUUCAUUACCCCAAGCCAAGCAAUUCACAAAUGACACAAAAUGAGCUUACCGUGUCGCCAAAUUUCAUAAGGCACCGCUCACAGCCCCAAAGGACAUAAUUCUACGCUGCAGGACAAGAUGAGACAAACAAACUUUGAGAGAUGCUCAAAAUAAGUCACAUAUAGACUUUGAGUCUCUCAAGAUCUCAAAUUGUUUUUUUUCUUUUUUUUUCCAAGACCUACACCGCUCCACUUUUUUAUGGAGGAAAAAGGUUGAAACCCAUCACACAACAGCUUCAGGUGGCAGGAAUACCAUAAAGAUGGAAUACUCCUAGAUCCCUUAUGGUCACCAAAGAAGGCAAGCAAACUAAAGCCACUGACGUGGUGGAGGCCACCACCUUCUUGGCAGCGAUUGGAAUAGGAGACAAACCACGAGAGCGGAGGGCUCAAGCCACCUAGAGCACAUGGGAUAUGGACAAUAUCACCCCUUUCACCCCACGAAACGGACAAGAAGCCGUGCCAUAAUAUAUCACGAUUCAUGUUUAUCUCUUGCUCCUCUUUAAUCUAAUCUCCCCUCUUCUGAAUUCCUGCUCUUCACCUGUUCGAAAUUCCAGAAAAAGACUGUGCUUAAAAUAAAACACACACAAGCGACCGUUCUAUCAGAGCCCACUGACAGCUAGAAUUUCAUAUCAACUCCCGCCCUCGAGGUCCCCACUGGUUAAGGGCCUGACCUCCACAAACCAAGGUGUAUCCAAGCGCCUUUGUGAUGGAAUUUCGGUGAAAUGUAAAUAUAGUAGGCCGAGAUUUCCACGUGGUAUAUGUGUAUGUUGUAUCAGUUAAUUAGUUACACGUAGCUAAGAUACUGUCACGAAUGUACUGAGCAUGUGCAGGAACUGAAAUCACAUUCCUUUCUCCUUUGUUUCGGAUGAGCCAUGUGGUUGUGAGGAACUGACUCUGCUGGGUUUCGAACCCUGGUUUACAUUGUGCUAAACCUCUUCCUUACAGUACACCAGCCUGCCUUUUGCAAAUUUACCUGAGAUCUGAUACCAUUGCUUGUAGAGUCAAGGUUAUCAGUGACAACUCUCUUCAGCUGUGUCUGGUCAGGUGUCUGGUUCUUGGCCUAUAAAAGCCACUUCCUGUCUCUGUACCUUUGCCAGAUUAUUGUGGUUCCUGUACUCUCUAAUCAAGCGUGUUCCUGUUUCUCCUUCCUGUUGCUGAAUUUGGACUGUUUUGACUUUGCUGCUUCUCCUUCCCACUGACCUCGGCUUGCCUCACUACGAUUAUCAUCUUUCUGUUCCAGUCUCCCAUCUCUGCUUAAGACCAGAAGGCCACUCAAGGCUCAGGGGCUCAACCACCUGGGUAACGAGUGGCUACCUCUGGCAGAAAACAUUGCUGAUCUGACAACUGGAUUCCAAAACUUUGUAACGUCAAUAUCAUUACAGUGGUCUGCCCAUAGAAGGAAAUCCAAAUCCUGUCCACCGAUUGGUUAAGGGUAUGUGCGGGUGGAGCUAUUAUAGUUCUAUAAAAAGCAUGUACUCCAUGUGUUCGGCCCUCAGACCUGUCUUGGAACGUUAGUUCAUCUGAGACCCGAUCGGUAUGUUAAUAAAGACCUCUUACUUCCUGAAAACCUGCAUCCAUCUCUCUGUGUCUGGCUUCUGCAAGUUUACUCGGUUACACCUUGACAUAGCACACUGUCUUUAGACCACCAUGUUGAAAUACUAGGUAACCGUUCCUACCUCACUGGUUUUCUAUGUUUUACUAUGGUUUUAUAGUAUGUUUUUGCGACUACAUGGUCAGUACACAUCCUAGGACAACCUGACUGGCUAUUUACAUCCGACUACGAGUCACUCUCGGGCACUGUUCACCAGAUGACAUACUGACGUAAGAACCUGUUGUGUGAGGCAUGCUUUCUAUUUUUAUACGACCUAGUCCAAUAUAACAAAAAUAUAGGUGAUCGUAACGUAUCUACAAUGUUAGGAGAAUGUAACCAUCAUGAACCAAGCAUGUAAACUUUUUAUUGCAUGUGUUCUAAUGCUUCAACUGCAAAAAUCGUAAAAAUAUAAAUAGUAAACAAUUUGCAAUAAAGGAAGUGUAAACAUUAGCUGACUCUUUUUUACAGGAAGUGUUUAGUAAUUAAGCUUGUGUAAGUCACAUGCAGAAAGAUGUGCCUAGGAUUAUAUAGACAAAGUGAUUAAACGCCUAAAUGACAGAUAAUUGAGACUGCAGGGGCAUGAUCUAUGCACCAAAACUAGUCCCAUAAGCUAAAGUUUUUUUGGUGACUAUAGUGUCCCUUUAAACUGUAGUGAUUCUGGUGACUAUAGUGUCCUUUUAACCCUGCAAUGUAAACAUUGCAGUUCAAUGAAACUGCAAUGUUUACAUUGCAGGGCAAAGGGAACAGGUACACUGCACCCAGACCACUUCAAUGACAUGAAGUGGUCUGGGUGCCUAUUGUGUCCCUUUAAUGCAGGGGUGGGGAACAUCUGCCCUUCCCGGGCUGGUGGAGAGAUCAAAGAUCUACCUCACCGGUCUCCCGGUAUUUUUUUCAAGGUAGUGGGGGGAGAUAGCUAGGACCCGGGAGCCUGCUGGAUAGGAGGAGGACCCGGUAGCGUUGCAGGGUGUUACCAUGGCAACGCUCUGACAGCGCAGUGCUCAGGGGAAGAAAAUAGUGCAGUCUGCCUGCAAAGGAGCUGCAGGCUAUGGUGCACGAGAAACCACUGAACCACCAGGGCUUGCAGUGAUAUGUACUCUCCUUCAGAAGUGAGAAGGAGGGGGUGGUGAAUAUAUAUAUAUUUUUUUUUUUAAUUUUUUUUUUUAUGGAGGGGGAAAAAAAAUAAUAAUAAAAAAAUAUAUAUAAUAUAAUUUUCUCCCUGAUCCCUCCCCCCCACACCACAAUAUAGACCCCUGACACACACUACACCAUCUCACACACAUAUGGCACCCCUCACACACUGAAUUGCUCACACAAACACACUGCACCUCCUCACGCAAACACACACACACACACACACUGUACCCCUCUGACUCACACACACGCUGCGAGUAGCAACGUCCUCAAUAUCAGCAAACAUCACAACCGAGAGAAGCAGUCCCGCCAUCACAUUAGGAGUGCGUUAAUUAAAUUUUUACCAAAUACAGCAUGCUAAUUUUUAAGUUAAUCAUUUUGUAUGGCUUGCAAAUGAUUGUUUUAAAUAUCCAAAUGGCCUUGGCAGAUAAAAGGUUCCCCACCCUUGCUUUAAUGGAUCGUUCAAUUUCUUUGUAAUUUAAUAUCUUUUUUUCUAAAAAUAUACUUUGUUAUUGACGCCAAGAAUAUUUUAGGUCAAUCUGCCUGAUGUCCAUAUUCUGAUCAGUUUAUUAAUUUUCCCAAAUAUCAAAGGACAACUAUAGGUACCCAGACAAAUUUAGCUCAAUGAAGUGAGCUGGGUGUCAGGUCCAUCUAGGGUUAACCCUGCAGCUGUAAACAUGGCAGUUUCUAUGAAACUGCUAUGUUUACAUUAGGGUUAAUCCAGCAUCGAGUGACGGUCUCCUUGACAGCCGCUAGAGGCGCUUGCACGCUUCUCACUGAAAAUCACAGUGAGAAGACGCUGGAUGUCCAAAGGGAAGCAUUGAGUAAUGCUUUCCUAUGGACUGAUGGAAUGUGGCUCUUGCUGCGCGCGCUCAUUCAGCGCUGACAUUGGAAGAGGGAGAAGAGUUCCCCAGUGCUGAGGGAGUCUGGCGCUGGAGAAAGGUAAGAGCUUAAUCCCUUCCUCCCCCUUCAGCCCAGCGGGAGGGGGGCCCUGAGGGUGGAGUUUGUUUUCCUGGCGCUAUAGUGGUCCUUUAAUGAGUUUACUUUUGUAGGCAUUAUUAAAAAUGUAGGAGUAAAUAAGGAUUGUUUCUAAAGCAAAACACACAGCAUUUAUGCAUCUGGAGUAAUUAUGUAAUUUUUAACAACAUUGACUUUUUAUUUUGUCAAUCUGUUGUAGCCAAAGUUCAUUUGUUUUUCCUUCUUCAAACAAAUGUUUAUUUUAAAAUUUUUAAAUAUUUUCUAUUUUAAUAGAAUUAUAGUUUGAAAACUCAUAUUUAUUUUUUUCAUAGGAUUAUAGUGAUUUUUUUUGGACGAACUAAUCACAAUAAAGAGAAGGCUGCACAGUAUCCACAUGGUGCAAUGAGAGCAAUUACAUACUUCUCCAUCAUUGUGGUUUAUUAUUGCAAUUUUGUACUGUGAUGCAUAUAUUUUCCUUAAAGUUCCAUUCUUAAAAGAUCCAGGAUGUCACAAUAAUUUUUUGUGUUUAAUAAUUAAUUAUGAUGCAACAACGUAAUUUAUGCUUUUCAAAGGUGCUGUAUGAUCCGUAGAGGACUCAGUUGAUUGGUCCUGAUAACCCCUUAAACAUCAUUCAUUAAGGGAGCCAGGUGCAUUUCUACAUAUAUCCUUAUAGUGGAGUGGUGGUUGUGUUUUUUUUUUUUUUUCUUCUUCUUCUCCUUUCUGAAGAGGUUGAGUCACUGAUACUAUUUUAGACGUUCGUUGGCUCAGUGGUUGAUUAUAGUGUUGAAAUAAAAAGUUGACCUUUUUAUGGCUGCCAAAAACUCAAAUUACAUUUCUUGUUUUGGGAACAAGAGAAAAUUUAUGAGCAAUAUCUUAAUGGCUAAAUUGAUGCUCCCCAUUAUGUAUGGUGUGUUUUGAAUCCUGCAAAUAAAAAAUAAAAAAAAAUAAAAAAAUGUGUACAUUAGAAUAGCAGGAUCAUAUUUUUGUUUUAUUUUUUAAUUGUGGAGUAUGAAAAUGUAGCCGCUACAGGGGGAUAGGAAGUACAAAGAUGGGGGAAAGAAAGGGUGAAAACAUUUGUAGUCUGGAUGGAUUCCAAGCAUCUCUAUGAGGAGAUGUUGGUUGACCAGCAAGGUGUUUGGCUCCGCCCACUCACCCCGCAUCCUUGGCCGAGGUCAACAUAAUUGAUGAUCUUAGCCAUUCCAAUGUUUUCCUGCAAGAAAGCAUUUGAUUGGCUGAGUUUCAGUUUUGUUGAUGUCAGCCAAGGAGGCUGAUCCAGUACAGGGCCAUAGGGUGGAAAUAAGGCGAAUUUUCUAUAUAUUUAUCAGGUCAAGGGGGAGCCAGGAGGCUAAAUAGUGUUUUUAACACUAUAAGGUCGGGAAUACUCCCAUAGAAGGAGCAAUAAACCCAAACUUGGAAUGUCCAUAGAGGCAUGGAUCCGAUUAAAAAUUAGAUAUAUGCGCUUGAUGCCACAAUAUGCUAGGAUUGUAGGCGUAUCCUGAAGCAGCACUCCCAAGCCUUCUAAUUAGUUAAAUGUAAUUUGGGGCCGCUAUGAAGGUGGGACAACUGUAGACACUAUAACAUCUUCAAAUGAAUGAAGUUGUUAUAGUGAAUACUGUGUUCAUUUAAUGAUUGUCUGUGCAACUUUUAUCUGAAAGAUUUUUUUUUUUUUUUUGGUUUUCAAAAUGGAGCAAUAAUAUAUUUUAAAGGAGCACUAUAGUGUCGAACACAAACCUAUAUUCCUGAUCCUAUAGUGUUAAAACCACCAUCUUGCACCUCCCCCCCCAAUAUAGUAAACUCUUACUUGGAUUUAGGUCUGCAGUUGCUACCCGUUUUACCUUCCUAAGGGCAAUGUACAAAAGUAAGGCUGAUGUACAGUGGGUAGGGGGCUGUGAGGUGGGGGCAUCUGAAUGGUGGGUAGGGGGCUGUAAAAAGGUAAAUACCUUUCAGUGUCCUCUUGGUCUGGUGGGCAGCUUCCCAGUAAUGUGCGUGGGGGCGGAGCUUGUGGCCGGGAGGCAGAGCUUCCAUUUGGGGGCAGGGCAUGCAACUGAAAUGAUUUUAGACUGUGCAGGGAGACUGACAGGUCUCCCUGCGGCCGCUGGCAGCCAUACCAGCCCCCAGCUCCUCCAUCCUCAAUCCCCUCGGACUGACAGGCUGGCACAGUCCGAGGGGAGGAUUUAUCAGAAUGAUCAUUAGGUCUGUCAGCCCAGCCCCACCUGGGCCAGUCCGGCCCUGCCACCCACUCUCUCAAACUGAGGAUUUAGCCGCCGAAAUCCCUACCGCCCACCUGCAAUUCUGAAACGCCCACUAGUAGGCGGUAGGGACCAGGUUGACGACCCAUGGCUUAGGUAUUUUCUGUGACUACAAAAUAAAUGCAUAGUGUAGGAUUAAUGCUAAUCAGAGUCUUGUGAGAGCUCACUUCAGACUUUGUUUGACCUGAGGGUUAUGCUGCACUUGCUGUUUGACAUGUAGAACCCGCAAUGUACAAAGAGCUGUAUAUUGUAGAAGCCAGAAACACUUAUUGGUUUACAGGGGUAGGUGCAGGUCAUGAAUAAAGUCCAUUGGCACAAUAUCAUACCUUUCUAGACUUUCAUUGUUCUAAGGAUGAUUUGGGCAUUACCCAAGGGUUUAAAUUACCUGGAUUAGUGAACUGAAUGGCUUUGCUUUUACCUUCUGUGGCAUCAUAAAACAAAACGGCUUUGAGACUUUUAUCUUGUUAUAGUCCGGAUUACAGCACUAAAUAGGAAUAGUUGUUUGAGUAAAGCUGUGUUAAUUUCUACACCGCAGUUUUUCGGAUACUUAUUCAUAAAGGUAACCUUACCCUAUAUGUGGGAAAUAUGAUUUUCCUGAAUCUCUGGUUUUGUCAGUAUGUUUUAAAAAAAAUCUAUCCAUCAGGUGCUAUGGAAGGAUAAAGGUAUAGCAGAACCAAAAGGUUUUGAGAGGUUUUACGUACGUAGAAAAGGAGAUGCUGUUUUGCACUUUAGUAUUUAGUAUCUAAUAUCUCCCUAAAUUGCACUAUUUAAAACGGUUUGUUUUUGAAUCGUGCCAAUUUCUGUUAAAAUCUGAACUUUUUGUAAAAUGAAAAAUGAGGACACACUUAAGUUGGGCAAAAGUGAACUAGGAGAUGAUAAUGAUAUACAGGAAAAGUCUAACCAUUUAUAUUUCUGAUAUUCUGCCCAAGGGGGCUGCAGACCAGGCCACUGAAAUCUGGAAUAGAGCGAGGUAUCAUUAGGGCCUCUCUAUUCCAGUACUGCUUCCGUUAACUCGGGAAGGGCAUCUGCAGGUCAAAUGAAAAUAUAUCGCAGGUUGGUAAGCCUUGUAGGUCAACCCCUGCUGUAGGUGCAUGAUGCUUUCACUAUAGGUUUAGAUCCAUUGAUGAAGUAAGUGAUAUUCACUUUUAUGAAACCGGUAGAGAGCUGGCUGAAAUUGCUCUAGUGGUGUAUGCAAUAUUUAUUAGUGUGGUGGAUUGCUUUUUAAAAAAUCAGAUAUUUGAAUAAGUUCUAUUUUAAUGGUGAAAAAAAAUUUUUACUAUACAUUUUCAGUCAUUUUUAAAAUGGGGACAUUUGUAGGAGCAUGGGGUUCAUGAAAGGUCAGGGUUAAUAGGCAAGGGUAAUCGGUAUAUGUACACAAUUAAUAACCCAUUUAUUAUUAUUAUUAUGUAUUACAUAUUUCCUACAAAAGCAGAUUUGGAGAAAAUAACAUCUAAAACCUUUUUAUUUAUUUUUUGGUUUUAGGAAUUUGCAUGCUCCUUUUGCGACAUUAGGUUUGGUAAAGAGUAGUGGGAUUUUUAUAUUAAAACCAUAGUAUGCAUUUAUCAAAAGUGAAUAUAUGUUAAACUUUAGGUGACUGCUUGCAGGCUUUUCAAACUCUGGUCCAAAAUAUGUUUCUGAAUGACAACUCCCAUGAUUCUCAUCAACAUCUGAGGGGCAAGAGUAUGAGUUGAGAUCCUUUCUUUUUAUUGGAUGUACAAAGUUAACUCUGUCAGUUCCAGAUUGGAAUGAUACAUUGGCUUUAUACCUUCUGCCACUUAGAAGGUUAAAUAGACUCUGUAGGCACCAAAACAACUUUAUUUUAAUGAAACAGUUUUGGUGUAUAGAUCAUGCAAUCCCCUGCAGUCUCAUUGCUAAGUUCUAUUCCAUUUUAGGAAUGAAAUUACUUUGUUUAUGCAGCCCUAGUCACACCUCUCUGCAUGUGACGUACACAGCCUUCCUAAACACUUCCUGUAAAGAGUCAUCUAAUAAAGACUUCCAUUAUUGCAAAUUCCAUUACAUUUAGAAUUUCUUAUCUCUUUCUCUGAAAAGUGUGCUAAACCCUGCAGGAGCCUCCUGUAUGUAAUAAAAGUUCAAUUUAUAGAGUAGAAGAUGAAGACUUUUAAAGGAAGUUACAUCUGAUUGGAAAUGAAACAAUAUUGUUUUCAUGCAGGCUGUGUCAGUCACAGCCAAAGUAGGUGUUACUCGGGCUUCAUAUACAGAAACAGAAGUGAUUUAACUCCUAAAUGGCAGAAAAUAAAGUAGUGAGACUGCAAGGACAUGAUCAGUACACUAAAACUGCUUCAUUAAGCUAAAGAUGUUUUGAUGCCCUAGUGUUCCUUUUAUUGUACAUCUGUGCAGAGAGUAUAGAUUGCGUCCCCUGUGGCAUUCCUAACACCGUACACUGUAAUUUGUAAAUGAUGUGAAGUGUCUUGGAUUUCAGUUAUACAAGUGUUGGUUCACAGCAAAAUACAGUUUCACGAUCAAUGGUAUCUUAUCAUAGCAUAUCUGAUAAUAUCUGAAAUUGUUUUAAAUAACUCUGCAUGCCAAGUUAUUGUCAAACUGAAAUGCUAAGAUAAUGUUUUGAUUUAUUUAUUUAUUUUUUUGCCAUCCCAAUGCUGCACUAACAGCAAUUACAGAUUAGUUCUGCCUCCCAGCUCGGAUGUAGGAACAUAAUCUCUCCAUCGCAUUGAUCCUAUUUGUGUUUAUUGCUUAACUAAUGCGAUGUAGCUGGCAAGUAUUCUGGAUUUCUGUUUAUAGGCUAUGGCCCAUUAGUCUUGCAAAAUGUAUUUGUAUGGGAUACUUCUCCUGCCAGGGCUUGCCUACCUGAAUAUAGUGUUUGGGUUUUAUCAAUGUACUGCUAGGCCAUGAAUGUAGCUCUUCUUACAGGAGAAAUUUAAGAGAACUGCACAAUAUCGGGUUAGAUUGCAAUCACUGCUACCCUGUACAUUGCAUCAUAUUUUAAAAUGAUGAACAUGGGUGGAUUGCCAGCAAAAGACAGAGAACUGUAUAUCGCCAAAAGGCCCUAGAUCUGCUGGGACAUUAAACUGUCUGUCUUUGUUCUUGACCCAGGACGGUUGGAAAGUAAGCUGACAGUUGACCCAUGACAGUUGGAAGAGAAGUAGUUAUCAAUUAUAAUUAAAGGAAUAACCAUAUAUGGUGCUGUGAGGGCAAUGUUCCCCUACCAUUGCUAGUAAUCAAACCGUGUUAGAACCGUUUGACUUCUUGACUUCUUAACUGGGAUCUGCCGGGUGCCGUUUCCUGCCUCUCUGCAGAGCCGGAAGGUCCUCUAUAAGAGCUUCUGUUGACUCUCCUGAGCUGGGCACUGCAGUACAGGGUCGGCUCAUUCAGGAAGAACGUGAGCUGAUCACUCUCAGCCAGUGAGGUAAGCUGUACAGCUCCAAACGUUCUAAAACUGAUUGUCUACUUACAUGGAGGGUUAAGAACUCUUUGUUCAGUUACCCAAUUCCAGCGCUGUUGUCCCUCUCCUCCUACGUCAACCGACUGAGGGACCUAGAGCGUGGCAAGUGCAUUAGGCCCUCCCUCUAAAGCCUCUAGUGGCUGUCUCAUUGAAAAUCACAGUGAGAAGACGCCAGUGUCCAUAGGAAAGCAUUAUGAAUGCUUUCCUAUGAGACUGGCUGAAUGCGCGCACAGCUCCUGCCGCGCAUGCGCAUUCAGCCGAAGAGGAGGAUCGGAGGCGGAGAGCUCUCUGCCCGGCGCUGGAGAAAAGGGAAGUUUAACCCCUUUCCUUGCCAUCCAGCCCGAGUAUGUUUUCCUGGCACUAUAGUGGUCCUUUAAUGCUUUCCUAUGGGGAUUUCACGGGCGCUGGAUGUCUUCAUUCAGAGCGUGAGGACAUCAGCUUCAUUUAGUCCACUAAACUCCCAGAAGUGCGUUUUAGUGGCUAGACAACCACUAGAGAUGGUCUUGGUACUGCUGCGGUUUUAGAGAGGCUGCAAUGUUUACAUUGCAGUACUAAGACAGUCUCUAGUGGCUGUCUACAGUGCCCUGUUUUACAUUGUAGGACUAAAAAGGGGGGGUGGGGGGGGGGAAAGGACAGUGAAACUACACUUAGACCACUUCAAUGAGAUGAAAGAUGAAGUGGUCUGGGUGCCUAUUGUGUCCCAUUAAAGGGUUAGUAAGCGCAUAACCACUUUUCAUUACUGCAAACUGCAUAAUGCUGAGGGUUCCCGGAGCACAGUCACUUCUGGUAGUACUGGCUUAUAGUUGUCUCCCAGCAACUGCAGGCACACCCACUAAUUAGUACAUGUUCUGAAGAUCUUUCAGUGUACCCUAUGUUGUCAUAGGGUAUGAAAUUUAACAUUUGUGAAAGUUCAGGCUUUGGCAUUACAAAAUAUCGGUGGGUGACUUCAUGGAAUAGGAGAUUUAAUGCUUUUUCCUCUAGUCCCACAGACAUGGUAACAUAUUUUAUUUUACAACAUACAGAUUUGUGGAGCAUACAAAGAUGUGUUAAGAUACUGUUUAUUGUAGUCAUCAGUUUCUUUGAGAUAUUAAUGUAUUCAGCACUAUCUUCCAUGGCUAGGUAUAAUGACUAUACAGAAUGAAUGAGAUUGCAGAGACUGGAUAUGUUUCUAGUAUGUGAUGUUGGAUAAAAAGUCACAAUCCUAAGGCAUCUAGCCUUUUAUCAAGCAAAAUGCGCAGGAGACAUUUGAUAUACCAGCCAGAUCACCUGUACUUCUUGAACGAGAUCUAUAAAAUCCAAAAAUUAAAAGCAAAAAUCAGUCCAUAACAUGUUUAUUUAUGUAAAGCAGUUUGAAUUAUUUUUUUUUAACUUUAAUUUGCUUGUGAAGUGCAAAUCCACAAAACAGUAGUUUUAGUAAGAUUGCUUACAAAUGGGAAAAAAUGCUUUGCUUUUAAUGCUCAUAGUAAAAAACAAAAAAAACUUAGUGUUUUUCCAACCAUUUUUCAUUAAAGGACCACUAUAGUGCCCUGAGGGUGCCCCCUCCCGCCAGGCUCUAGGGGGUGGAAGGGGUUAAACUGACCUUUCUCCAACGCUGGGCGGGGGACUCUACUCCUCCUCAGCUGAAUGCGCAUGCGUGGCAAGAGCCGUGCGCGCAUUCAGCCAGUCCAUAGGAAAGCAUUCAAUGAGACAGCCACUAGAGGCUGGAUUAACUCUAUUAUAAACAUUCUCUGAAACUGCUAUGUUUAUAGAAAAAAGGGUUAAACCUAUCUGGACCUGGCAUCCAGACCACUUCAUUAAGCUGAAGUGGUCUGGGUGCCUAUAGUGGUCCUUUUAAAGCAUGCACUCUGAGCCAGGGAGGGAGUUUUGUGAUGAACAAGGGAGAGAGUAAGGGGAUUUAAACGGUUACUCCAACCACCAUGACCACUUCAGUGAUUUGUAGUAGUUAUGGUGGUAGGAAUCUGUAGAGAAAUCUGCACUUGUGUGCCGUGGCCUAGUUACACCCCUGUCAUACGUGACUUCGGCAGCCCGGAACACUGUUCCGGACUGUGGAAUUCAAAUUAUGUACUUAAAAUGCGUUCUUUGUCAGCACACUGCCAUCGGAUGUAUAGAGCUUCUGCCUUGCAGGCAAUGCCUUCAAGGGGAAGCAUUUUUCUCCCUUCCUCCUCUCCCUGUCACACAAUAAAAUCAAUGUUGCUUAUAAUUUUAUUUAUUUAAAAAAAAAAAAUUCCACCCCACUCCGUUUCCAUAAAAUACAUCCAAAUAGGGUUAUCUUUAUUACCAAUUGACAUUGUCAACACCAUUAAGUAGGAGAAUACCCUAACUUUAUUUAUAAAAUAUUUUACCAGGAAAGAUACAUUUGAGAUUUCUCUCAUUUCAAGUAUGUCCUGGGUCCACAAAACAUUGCAUUGAUACAAUAGGGUACAAUAAAAUACAAAAACCAUAUUAAUACACAAUAUAUAUAAAAUUUGACAUAGAAAAGUAGGAAAUAUAUACUCAAUUUUCAAGGGAGCCUUGUCUCAUAUUUAGACAUUUCACUUUAUUUCUGAUUCUUAUUAUGAGUCACUUUCCUGAGACCCUAAGUAAAUCACAUGGUUGUGUGUGUAUAAAUGAUUGGAGGUCCUAAAUGAUAAUGGGGAAUCCACUAAGUCUCCACCCAUUAGCGGCGGUUGGAGGCCCUAAGUGAUAAGGGGGACUUAUUGUAUUCCCCUCUACCCCCACCUAUUGGCGGCUAAUUGUAAAAGUAACUACACCCACCAUUGUCUAGACUAGGGAACUUUAGUUCUCUUACAUUGUAAGACUAAGUCCUCCUUUUGCUUUAGGGUUCUUUGUCUGUCUUUGGUACUAUGCAUCAGCAGGAGGAUCAGACAGGACAAAAUUAGGUUUUCGUUAUGUUGAUGGUGUCUUCGUUUUCUUUUCUUUCUUUUUUUUUAUUCAUUUUUCUUUUCUUUUUUAUUUAUAUAUUUUUAUUUGGAGGGGAGGCGGCUCCCUGUUCUUGUGUAUUGGCAAGAGAGGUUCUCAAUACUUCACAUGCUCUUGACAUAUAUAUAUAUAUAUAUAUAUAUAUAUAUAUAUAUAUAUAUAUAUAUAUAUAUAUAUAUAUAUAUAUAUAUAUAUAUAUAUAUAUAUAUAUUUUCCCCCAUGGCUUUGAAAUUUCCAGAAAUAAUAUAUCUCUAGACAGGCAUCUUGACAAAACCCUUCAUUUCCACAACAAUAAACGCUAUUCUAAACACAGUUUUCUUUCUUUUUUUUUUUUUUUCUUUUUUUAUAUUUGAUCCAAGCAUAGUUAUAAUCCAAGAGGAGAAAAAAAAAAAAACCACACACAUACACUGUGUGUACUUCAUAUAUAUUUCUGAACAUACAGUAAUAUGGAGAUACAGAGGUUUUGUCAUCCCCGUGCUGAACCUAAGAGUUAAUCUAAGCACAUUAUGAGAUUAUUCUUCCCUUGGUGUUUUUGUGUCACCUUGUCCAUGCUUAGUUUGUAAGACCAGUAUUAAAUCUGAUAUUGCUUGUCACUGUGAACUCUACAUCCCUGUAUGUCAGUAGCACACAAAAGAUAGAAUGGAUCUUUUCUGUUGUUGGAAAUUGCACACUCACGAUUCUGUUUGGGGAAGAGCUAUAAAGUUACUAGAAAGGAUGUUAUUUUUUUAUUAUUUUUCUUGUUCGUCUAACAUUUGCUUCACUGGUUUAACUGGAAUUUCCAGGUCAUAAGAUUGUACAUGACUCUGAUCACGUGACUGUGUCACAGUCCUUGGGCAAUAACUAAAUCACAGGGCUUUUGUUAAACAUUGCUUUACAGUUUCACUGCAUUCUGAAGAAAAUUAAACUCAUUUCACUUCACAGUACUAUAUAUAAACAUACCUGACCAAUCAUACAUUAGGCUAAUGGAGUUCAUUAUUUAGGAAAAGAACAUUUAUGGAGGGGAAAAAAAAUAGGAAUUAGACUCUUUAAAGGGACACUAUAUGCACCCAGACCACUUCAUCUCAAUAAAGUUGCUUGUUUGUAGUGGGCCUGGUUUAUUACUCCUGCAAUGUAAUUGCUUUUUUGAAGAUAUGACUGUGUACAUUACAGGGCUAAACACUCCUUUGUGGCUGUCUCUCUGACUAGCAAUCGAUAGUCCCUCAGUUCCCACAAUGAAGUCGAUAUCCCCAGGCAUUUAAUAUGGAUGUCGAAAGUCCUCUGAUGCUUCUUAAAUAGAAAAGCAUUUGAUUUGCACAUUGCAUGCGACUCAUGAGUAUUAAGUCCACAAAGUUUAUAUUUGAGAAACCUUGGAUUGGACAAGCCUGAUGACGUCAGUGGAAGCUGAUGAGACUGCAGAGUGUUUCAGAUCUGGAUUCCAGGUGAGGAACGGGUCAAUUUAUUUAUCCUAUUACACUCAAAGUGGGGCAUAGAAUACAGAAGACCCCUCCCUAAUAAUUUGGGGCAAUAAAAUUAUAAUGUUAUGGAUUAUUAUAUAGUGCUACUUUAAGCAUGUCCGAACUAUCUGUGAGAUCAGCAUUUGGUAAGCUGUUCCUACGUUUACAAAAAUGAGUCACAUUUUGAACAACCUGACAACCUCAUAAUGAGACCUUCGUUUUAGGUGGUAUGGAACGGACAUUCUGCACUCAAGUUGAGCAGGUUUUGCAAAUUGGAGUCAUUACUGCAAUUUAGAUUAUUAGGAGGCUACUUUACAAUGGUAAUUAUGGACAGCAAUUGCGCAUAAGUGAAUACUUCUUUUUACAUAUUGCCAAGGCAUAUAUUAUUAACCCCUUAAGGAUAGAGGCAAUUGUACAAGUUCUGAUCAAAACAAAACCUUUAAUUUGCGCUAUAUGUCUGUUCAACUGUUAUUCACCUCUUUCAUAUCAAGUUCACCCACACCUACUAUAUAUCAUUUUGUUUAGGAAAAACAGGGCUUUCAUGUCGCAUCAAAUAUUUAUAUAUGAAACAAUUUUAAUCUGAAUAAAAUCUAAAAAAGUUUGAUAGUAUAUUUUGUUUUGUUUAGUUCUGCAUGGCAUUUUAAAGGACCACUAUAGGCACCCAGACCACUUCAGCACCAUCUAGGGUUAACCCUGUAGCUGUAAACAUAGAAGUUUCAGGGAAACUGCUAUGUUUACAUUAGGGUUAAUCCAGCCUCUAGUAACUGUCUCAUUGACAGCCGCUAGAGGUGCUUCCGCGCUUCUCACUGUGAUUUUCACAGUGAGAAGACGCUGCUGUCCAUAGGAAAGCACUGAGAAAUGCUUUCCUUUGAACUGAUUGAAUGCGCACACGGCUCUUGCCGCGCAUGCGCAUUCGGCCGAUGAUGUCGGAAGAGCUAGGAGAGUCUCCAGCGCAGAGGUAGCGCUCCCCCUUCAGCCCCGCAGGAGUGGGACCCAGAGGGUGGAGGGGACCCCAAGACCCUAUAGAGCCAGGAAAACGUGUUUGUUUUCCUGGCACUAUAGUGGUUCUUUAACUUUGAAUGUCAUAAUACUGUUAACCUUUACUGGAAUAAAACACACAUUUGUAUUCCGUGAUGUAUCAGGAGUACAACAGUUCCUCCCACCCCACCCCACCCCAUGUACAGGUUUUAUGGGGUUUUGGAAAAUUACAUGGUCAAAUAUAGGGUUUUUACACAUUGAAAUUUGCCAGAUUGAUUAUGUUGCCUAUGAGAACGUAUGGCAGCCCAUGAAUGAGAUUUACCCCCAUCUUGGUAUACGAUUUGCAAAAGUAGACAACCCAGGGUAUUCAAAUGGGGUAUGUCCAGUCUUUUUUAGUAGCAACUUAGUCACAAACACUGGCCAAGUUAGCGUACAUAUUUAUUUUUUGCAAAAAAAAUGCCCUUUUACACAUUAUAUCAUCCGCAUUAUACAUUUUUGUAUCACUCUAAAACACUCAUAUUUGUAUUCAGCAAUGACUCACGAGUACAACAGUACCCCAGAUGUCAAACUUUUAUAGUUUUAUUUAUUUUAUAAGUUACAGGGUCAAACAUAAGGCUUGCUUAUCUACACCAAAGUUGGUAUUCAUAUUUGUUCUUUUGUAUUUUUCACACAGAAACUUUACUUUCACAGAUAGAGAUAGAGAUAUAUAUAUAUUCUGUGUGUAUAUGUAAAAUUUAAUUCUAAAUGUAUGUUGAUAUUAAAAUAUGCACUAAGAAUUUUAUAUAUAUAUAUAUAUAUAUAUUUACUUUUAUUAAAUAAAAUUGUUUUUAGAAUGUGUGUAAUUGUUUUAACUUUUUCCAAGCAUUAGGGACUAAGGACUGCCUGGACAGCUAUUCUGUCCAGGCAGAAUAUCGCACGCAGGGGUACUGCCUGGUUGCCAGGCAGUCCCUCUGAAUCGGAGUAUCGAUGUUUGCUGCGCCAGGUAAGUAUGGAGGCACGGAAUACAAAUAUGGAUUCUUAACGCAAUUGAGCCGUGACUAGGGCACCGUUCCGCGGCAAAUAAAUGGCUUAUUAACCAUUUAUUUGCUUACCUUAAUCCAGUUCUGGGCUCCCUCGGCACUGGUGACCUCACUUCCUCCAUCGACGUCCGCUUCCGAGUGGAGCUGCAUGCGCGGCCAGAGGCGCGCACAUUCAAAUCCGCCCAUAGGAAAGCUACUGAAUGCUUUCCUAUGGGGAUCUUUUUUGACACUGGACUCCGUGAGGACGUCCAGCGUCAAAUAAGUGUGAUUUACUCCGUGUAAAUUGCGGAAGCGUCCUUCAGUGGCUGUGAGGGAGACAGCCACUAGAGGCUGGAUAACCCUGCAGUGUAAACUAUGUUUUCACCUGCAGGGAUAAAACUAGGGGAACCUGGCACCCAGACCACUUCAUUGAGCUGAAGUGGUUUGGGUGCCUACAGUGGUCCUUUACAUUUGAAUUCACUUUAAAUUCUCACUUUAGUAAAUAUCCAUUUCCCAUCUUAGAACAGAGUGCCUCUGUCUUGACUCCUUGCCAAACUAAACUUUUCUCUUUUCUGUCAAUUAAAAAUGGCUUCUGCACCGGUGACCUUUCAGAAACAUUGGAUAUAUCAAAGUGAUAUGAAAAGUCUUUUAUUUUGGGUUUCUAAUACUUAUUAAAAUGUUCUAAAAAGUGUCCACUUUUCUCUGUCUAAAUUCUGCAACUUUUUUGCAGAAAAGUCCAUGUCAGAAAAGAUCACCAAACUGAAAGUGGUGUGUAAAAGAUGUUGGAAAAGUGAUGGAAAGAUUGAUAAAUCUGUUGCAUUGGAAUUAAAAAUGACAGAAGCAAUAGCUAAAAAAACAAAACAAAACUGAUUUAAAAAAUUGUGCACGCAGUUCUAGAAAUCUGCCAAAUCAUUACACUUUUUACUCUGAAAAAUAGAGCAGAUGUGUUGUGUGAAAAGUUUGCAAGGUAAUUUACAGACCUAUAAACACAAACACAUUAAAUGUGUGAGACUCCAAAGCUUGUGUAAUUUCAUUCAUAAAGUGUCGCGCUUGAUUAGGGCAUAUGGCCUAGUCAAGUGUAUUCAACCUUGAGUAGUUUAACAACCCCCAUAAAAAAAAAAGGAUUUUAUGCCAUAUUUGGAAAAAUCUAAUAAAAAGCAAACCAACAAAAAAACGUUUAGAUCAGCGUAGGUUGUGAGAGAUGUGAUAAGAGAGUUCUCUGUAACACCUUGUUAGCUUUAUUUGAAUGGUGCUGGAGUAGGUUUGCAUGAUAACAGUCUGCAGAAUGUGUUUUUUUGUUUGUUUUUUUGACACAGUUUGGCAUCUCUAAAGCCACUCUGACAACAUCUGCGGUCUUUGCAGACUAUAGACUGGCAUGGCAUCAUGGCAAUUUACUUUCUAGAACAUCUAGGGACCUACCAUUAGGCCAGUCCUAUUCUAGAGUUUGAUGAACUGACGAUGGAAUCCAACAUUUUUGAUAAAAUGCCUGAUUUUGAAUUAUUUUUGGAUUUUCUGGUAUGUUUCAAAUUCCUUUACUAAUGCGCCUCAAAUUACUGCUUAAUAAACUCAUAUGCCAGUUAUUUUGAAUUAAAAGAAAAAAAAAAAGCUAUAGGAAAUGGCUGCAAAUUUAGUCUUUAAACAAACAAGCAAAUAAAUAAAUAAAAAUGGAAGCAUGAAAUUGACCAAUAAAUCAUUACACGGCCUAAGACCUAAUUUACAUACUAUGUGAUGUGCACAGAAAAAAGGAAAGCAGGAAACCACAUGUUCAUAUCCAUGUUUUGUGCAAUAGACUGAUCCAUGCAGUCUGCUUAGUAUAAACGAUUUACAGAAUGGUAUGGCAAAACACCUUAUACUACAAUUAGCAAUGCAAUUGAAUGGAACAUAUGGGAUAUCUGAAUAUCUUUUUUUGCAGUUAAUCCAGUAUGGCUAUCAGAAAAAGUGGAGUAUUAACACACCAUAAUCUGUGAGUUUAAGUUUUUUUGUAUAGAUGAAACAGAGCCGUUCCUAACUAGGAAUCCUUUGACACGCCAGAUGUUGUGGACUAUCCUUGGAUGAUUAUAGGAGAUGUGAUCCGUAAGGGUGCCUACCCUUGUAAUAUGUAAAAAUAAAUGUAAUCUAAAACCUUUAAUUGUAUACAUUUAGAACAAAAACAAAUUUAAAAAAACUAAAACGAAUUCAAUUAAAAUUGAAAUUUCUGUAGCAUUUUUCAAAAUGUUUUUGUUUCAGCCUUUUCUUUUUAUAUAAAGUUUAGUGUAAACUAGCAUUUAAAAAUAUAAUAAUAUUAAUAUAGCAGAAUUAGAACUUUGUUCCCUUUAAAAGAAUAAUCCGUACCAAACCAACAGCCAAAAGCUAAUUUUAAUCAUUUUUACAUGAUGGCAAAAAUGCAUUUACUGGCAUACCGAACUAAACCUGUUUUUCAGGCUUUCAUGACUACGGUAUCAUUUUUGGGGACUUUGUAGCCAAAUAAAUAAGGAGUGUUUCACUGGUGUUGGCUUGUUGCUUUUCUAGAAUGUCUGUGUUGCAUUUAUUAUUUUGUUACAUUACAACAGUUCACAAGACUUAGUUCAUAAAUUUGGACUUGACUAAUUUCAUGUAGUCUAGGCAUUAGUGCAAAAAUGUAGUAUGAUGAGAUUUUUUUGCUUGUGUGCAUCACAAUUAGUAUAAUUUAGAUAUCCCCCCUCCCCAAAGCACUGUUUUCAUGGUAAGUCUGUGCCCACCUCACACAACUCUAUAUCCUACUGCCCAUUCAGAUUGCACUGACAUUUUUGGUCCAUUAUCCACUUCAGAACAUUCUUCUAAAGUAACACAUUUGUUUAUAUAGAUUUGUAGGACUAUGACGAUCUAUACAUUUUCUAGCAAUUCUACUAGCGCAAUGCAUAGAUUAUUUUUAAUAUGCUAAUGUACUUUUUUUUUAUUUUUAUUUUUUAUAGUUUUAUUAUUACAGGUACAUUUUAAACAUUGAUAGCUAGUUUAUGCAUUCACUAGGUUAAACAAAACCUGCUGGAAUAAAAGGCAACUCUGCAUGUCUGCCUAACUGAUCAGAGAUUAUACAUGAAUCUUUUUCUAUAAUGCAACUGUGAAUACAUGAAAGGGUGGCAACAGAUAAUUUGACUCUUGCUUUGACUUCUGUGAGAUGAGUUAUUGAUCUAUAGUAAAUAGUCUGCUUAGGCUGUAUUGAGUUCAUGUAAUUGAUCCUCAAGCUUUGGCACCCUCUGGCCUUCCUGACUGGUUAUUUGUGUGAUGACAGUUGUUAGCUUGCAGUUGUUCACUAGAAUACUAUGUAAGAUACCUGUGAAAAAAAUUAGCCUGAAGCAGGACUGAUAAUUAUUAUUUCUAUAGCUCUAACAUAUUCCACAGCACUUUAAAUCAAAUCUCUGAUUUUUUUCAGGUAUGUAACAGAGAAUUCUAGUGAACAACUGCAAGCUAAUAACGGUCAUCAGUUCUACGAUAUAGUGUUAAAGGACCACUAUAGGCAUCCAGACCACUGCAGCUCAAUGAAGUGGUCUGGCUGCCAGGUCCCCCUAGUUUCAACCCUGCAGCUGAAAACAUAGCAGUUUCUCCCUGACAGCCACUAAAGGCCGCUUCCGCGAUUUACACAGAGUAAAUCACACUUAUUUGACGCUGGAUGUCCUCACAGAGUCCAGUGUAAAAAAAGAUUCCCAUAGGAAAGCAUUGAGUAAUACUUUCCAAUGGGUGGGUUUGAAUGCGCCCGCCUCUGGCCGUGCAUGCGCAUUUGGCUCCACUCGGGAGCUGACGUCGAUGGAGGAGGAGAGGUCACCAGUGCCGUAGAAGCCCGGCGCUGGAUUAAGGUAAACAAAUACCAUUUAAGUGACUAGCGCUAUAUAGCGUUAGGAAUGCAUAUUUGUAUUCCUAACGCUACAGUGUUCCUUUAAGCCUACCACUACGUCACCACUGGCAUACUGGUAGGAUUAAUAUGAUAUGGCUAUAUGGUGGAACUUAAUCCCUUUAUUUGGGAGAUAGAUGAUUAAGUAGCCUUGUAAAAUUUUAAAACCUUAUUUUUGUUUGUGCGCAGUUCCUUAAUCUGUAUUUUGUAUCCCACUAUUACCAAGGCUGGAGGGUGCCCAAACUGGAGGAUCAGCUAUGUGAACGCAAAUGGCCUAAGCAGACUAUUUAUGUACCCUAGAUCAAUAUAAUGUGAACACAAUGCAAUAGGUGCCUUCUCUGCAGGUGCACGUAUACCCUUAUGAUAAUGUGGCGGUAGGCUUAACACAAUAUGACUAUUAUCGUAGAACUGAAUCCCCAUAUUUGUUUGCUGAGAGAGUUGAUUUUAAAGGGACACUAUAGUCACCUGGGCAACUACAGAUUUUAGUUGUUCUGCUGAGUUUUAGACAGUCCCUGUAGACUUUUGCAUUCAAACACGGUCUUUUCAGAGAAACUACGGUGCUUACACUAUGCCUAGGGACACUUCCAGUGGCCACUAGAGCUGCUUCCAUGGGAAGUGCUGCACAGCAUGCAGCCCUGCCAUUCACAAUCUCCACGUUCUGCAUGGAGACACUGAACUUUCCUCAUAGAGAUGCAUUGGUGGUGAUUAACCAGGGCUGUCUUUGGCUUGUGCUGGCUCUGCCCCUGAUCUGCCUUCUUGACAGUAUCAGCCAAUCCUAUGAGAAAGCAUAGUGUUGGGCUUUGUAUAACACUCCUGAUGAUGUCCGCAAAGCAGGCAGAUCAGUGGCUGGGCCAGCAACAGCAAACUCAAAUAAAAGUAAGAUUUUGUUAUAUUUAGAGGGGGAGGAGGCAGGGGGGCUAGACUGUGCUUUUAAUACUAUAGGGUCAGGAAUACAUGUUUGUUUUCCUGGCCCUAUUGUGUUCCUUUAAGUCAACUUAUCUCAUUCAAAAGUUAUAGGUUUGAUUGAAAUAGUUGCCUCACUCUGCAGGCUGAAAAAAGCAAGCAAAAAUUUAUUUUUCCAUGUUAACCUGAUUCUUCUUUCUUAUGGUCACCACACCCACUGUAGAUGGGACUCCUAAUCUAACCAAUUAGUCCUAUCCCAAGGUCUGCACUGGGCAUGCAUAACAUGCCUACACAUGUGCAGGGUUAAGACCACUUUACCUUGCAGCAUUCUGACAGAGGGAGUCUAAUCAGUGUGAUCAUGCAGAGUAGGAUGAGGUGUCCAGUUUCUCACUCCUGAGAAUGAGGUCUUGUUUCUGUCAUUAGUGGACUGGUGUAAACUGAGCUGGGUGGGUAAAGGGUGGAGGCUGAAGAAACUCCCCUGCCUGUGAGGUGUGCCCAAUAAUGCCAUUUGACCAACUUUAUAAUAAGUUUAAAAAUAUUUAUUAUAUACUUUUAAAAAUGUAUCUUGCUUUAUUUAUUUGGUUUGUAUAUUAAUUUUCAAAGUGUUUGCUGGUUUAUAAAAAAUAAUGUUUCAUGUUUAAUGUCAGCCCUGUGUUAAAUCACACAUAACCAAAUCCAGUGCAGUGCAUUACACAAAUCGUAAAACUAUAAUACACAAAUACAGAUAUAUGAUGUAGCUCAGUGAGUAAGAUUAGUAAAAUGUCAAACAAGUAGUGUACAGUAGCAAUGAGGCAGUAUUAUAACAGAUAUAACGUCAUCUGUUAUGCUAAUGUACUGAGGUAAAAGUGAUCAUGACAGGGGUCAAGUCCUGGGAAAAAGAGUGGGAACUCACCUACGAUCCAUCCCCCUCCCCCCGCACCCUACCAAAAAAAAUUAUACUCUUGCAUGUGUGUAUGUAUAUCUAUAUCUCUGGGUGAAGGUGUGACAGUGUGUGGGGGCUGAAAUGUGAUUGGGGAUGGUGAUAUUGUAUGGAGGGGGUGUGGUGGUGGCUGUGACUCUGUGCAAAUCAGUACUUCCUUGCCGCACGCCUGGAGCUUAGUUUGCCUCACAGGCAAACGAGUCCUGCAGGACUACUUACCGGAACAGCGUUCCUGCUGUGGAAAAAGUGCAGGAAUGCCGUUCCCAUGCGUUCCUGCAGGACUCGAGCGCUGGAUCAUAAACUGACAAGAAAUACAAACUAAGUAAUAGACUAAAAUCAGUGAUAAAGAAUCGCAUCACAGAAAAUACUAGUAUAAACUAGCAUGAAACAUUAUAAAAUGUAAAAUAUCUGUCAGGGUACAGUGUAGAAUGUUCACACAUAAGAGAAUUUUUCCUGUUAGGGGCCCACUGCAAAGGACAGAGGUAACAAUUGGUAUAUAAUCAGAACCAUAAACAAAAGGCUACAAAUACAGGAAACUGCACUGAAUGUCUCCAAAGGUUUUUGCUGGAGGCAGAACACUAAGCAGCAUCACAUCUUAUCAUGGUUGCAUGCUGUGCUUAUUUCCAUCCACUUUAACCCCUUAAGGACCAAACUUCUGGAAUAAAAGGGAAUCAUGACAUGUCACACGUCAUGUGUUCUUAAGGGGUUAAAGGAACACAAAGCUGUAAAGGGUUCAACAAUCCUUUAGUCACUUACCCGAUUCCUGUGGCCAUGUCCCUUGGCGCUGGGUAGCACUCAGAGUUUGAAGACUUCAAGUGUUGUUUCACUGAUUUAAACUCUCUGAAACUCCAUUAAGCACCUCUAGUAGCUAUCUGGUAGAGGUAUCCACUAAAGGCAGUCUUAGUACUGCAGUGUAAACAUUACAGUUUCUCUAAAACUGCAAUGUUUUACAUUGCAGGAUUAAGGGGUGUAGAGAUAAAGUGUUUUCUAGUUUGGGUGCCUAUAAGAGUGACUUAGAAUUUAUUUUGUUUUUUUAAAUUUUGUAAUAAUUGUUUAGCACUAAGCUUGUUGGACAGGAGUUUGUGGAAUGAAAAAAAAAAAGGCCCCAUAGACCAGAAAGCGGACCACCUUGCAUGAUUUUGUAAUGCUUUUUUUUUUGUCUUAAAAAUUUAAAUUUUACCCCGUAAUGUACUUUUGUGUUUUACUACUGUUGAAUUCAGUUCUGCUUGGAUUCUAAAGGUUAAAGGGAUCCUAUAGUGCCAAGAAAACAAACCCAUUUUAUUGGCACUAUAGGGUUAAUAGGUCCGCCCCUCCCGUGGGGCGCAAGGGGUUAAACCCCCUCAGCCACAUAACUGAAUCCAGCGCCGAUGUCAGCUGGCGGGGGACACCUAAUGUGCAUGCUUGGUAAUGGCCGCGCGAGCAUUUGACCUCCCCAUAGGAAAGCAUUAAUCAAUGCUUUCCUAUGGGGAAAAUCUGACGUGAGGACGUCCAGCGUCAGAUAACGGACCAAAAUUCAGUUUGGAUUCCAGAAGCGCCCCCUGUGGCUGUCUGGCAGACAGCCACUGGGGGCAGACUUAGAGCUGCAAUAUAAACUAAGUGCAAAAGGGUCACGGCACCCAGAAUACUUUUAAUUAGCUGAAGUGGUCUGGGUGCCUACAGUGUCCCUUUAAAUAAAGUUUGCAACAUAAAACAAUGUUUUACUUAUUCAGCCAUUAUACAUACAAUAGGUGGAGCACACAUCUGUUGAUUCUAAAAAAGAAAACAGAGCAUCAUAGUGUAAUAUGUACAAAUAGAAUAUAGUAAAUGGCAGUAGAGCGAUAUUACUCACAAGCCUAGAGCCAGUAUGACAUAUGGCUCUUAUGUGCAGCGCAGUGGGACUCUUAAUAGGAUGUCCCCAUCCUUCUUGGUAUUCCUUCUUGGGUAGUUGGAAGGUAGCAGAAGAAAGUCGCGAUAUUCCAAUAUACUUUCUCAAUAAGAAAACUUUAUUGUUGAUAAAAAAAAGGUAUCUGAUAAGUUGGAAAUAGAUUUUCCCAAUAAAAAUGCAAAAUAUAAAAAAAGUCUAUAAUAGACUGUUAUUGUCCAAAUAAAAGUCCAAAGUGUAGACUGUGUUUAUCCAAAACGCAUUUCGCCCUAUGGUGGGGGCUUCCUCAGUUGGUAUCGGUCAGUAUUGUGAGUGGGGGCCUCUCUGGCGUCUUUAUAUGAUAUAAGUUUCUUUUACUUCCGGGUUUUCUGUGUGUGGAACGCAUCAUGCGUUCCACCGCCGGCUUCAUGCGCGUCACUUCCGGUUUCUAUUCAUGGGACGCACCAAUGACGUCACUGGAACGCAUAGUGCCGAGUCUAUGCAUUCCACUGUAGAAGAGGCAGUUCUCUAUAUUGUCACACUGUUGUGAUAGAUAGAUAGAUAUAGAUAGAUAGAUAGAUAUAUAUAUAGAUAUAUAUAUAUAUAUAUAUAUAUAUAUAGCCUAAGCAGUAAUGUCAGCACAUACAACACAUUGCAUAUUAUACAUAUAAAAUAAAAAUCCAUAGUGUGUACAGUUCUUCUCAUAGAGACCUGAAUAGGUGUACUGUAAAUUAUAAGGUGAUAUUAGUGACAGUGAAUGUAUACCCACAUUCAUUGUGUUGUAUUAAAAGUGACAACUCGUAAAAUAAAAAAAAAUAUAUAAAAAUAUAAAAAAGUGGGGACGUGGAAAUCAAAAAAUAUGAAACAAGCUAUAAAAAGGGCUGGAACCUAAACAUAUUAAAAUUAAAUAAAAUGGCAAAUCUCAAAGUCUGAAUUAAGACCAUGGGGAAUCAAAGUAUUAAAAUUAAAAAUAAAUUUCAUCUCUUCGGAGCCUAUUUUUUUUAAUAUAAUCUCCACCUCUCCAAUCCUUUUUUACUAUUUUUUUAUGGGCAAAAGAAGAGGUGUUCUGGGUUAAGAUUGUGAUGAGUUUUUUAAAAUGAUUAGAAACACUGUGGGUUUCUAAACCUUUUUUGAUGUUUCGAACAUGUUCUGAUAUCCAAACAUUUAAAUUUGUAAUGGUCCUACCUAUAUAUAAUAAAUCGUAGGGACAUUUCAGUAAAUAAAUGACUCCUUUUGAGAAGCAGGUUAAUUGAUCUUUUAAAAUGAAAUCAAUCUUCGUAUGUUCAUUGAGAUUCUUUAUAUGCCUUUUAGGACUUCUUGUUGUUCUACAGGCUAAGCAUGUCCCACACCCAAAAAAACCUUUACUUUGGUUUAAGAAAUGUGGUGUAUUUUUGGAUGGGCCCUCACUACUAUGAACUAAGGAUCUUUUUAAGUUAGCUGCACCUCUAUAGAUAAUUUUCAGUCUUGUUGGUAAUAAGUUCUUUAGAAUAGGAUCUCUCUGUAGCAUAUACUAAUGUUUGUUAAUAACUCAAUUGAUUUUUUUUAUUAUUCCCGUUAAAAUUACAUAUGAAAUGGGCUUCAUUCUUAUUUAGGUUAGAAUUUCUUUGUUGUUUGUAAGUUAAUAGUUGUUCUCUAGGGGUGUCUUGAAUUUAUUUCAUGGCUCCAGUUAAUUUGAUCUCUUCAUAGCCCUUUUCUAAAAAUUGUUUCUUUAUGAUGUCCGCCUGGUUUAUGUAAUCCUGUUCAUUCGUACAAUUCCGUCGAAUUCGUAAAAAACUGACCCUUGGGGGCAUUCUCUAGCCAGGGUUUAUGAUGACAACUCUUUUUUUCUAUAUAUCCAUUGGCAUCUACUGGCAUAAAAAUUUUUUUGUUUUUUAAUUUGUUGGUUCUCAAUAAAAAUUUGGAGAUCUAAAAAGUUUAUAGUAGUAGAGCUUUGUGUGCUAGUAAGAACAAUUCCCCAUUCGUUGGAUGACAAAAAAGCUAAAACAUAUGUAAAAGAUCAUAUGGACCAUUCCAGAUAAGAAAAAUAUCAUCUAUGUACAGUCGAUAGGUCACCAAAUUCGACACCCAGGGAUGCUCCAAAAAAAUAAAAAUCUCCUUCCAAUAUGCCAUAAACAGAUUGGCAUAACUGGGUUCGAAUUUGGUGCCCAUCGCCGUACCCCUAAUCUGGAGAUAAAACGUAUUCUGGAACCAAAAAAAAUUGUUGGUUAGAAUUUGGUAAAUAACUUCCAAUAUAAAAUCCCUUUGUUCAAUUUCAAAAUUAGCUUUAGUUAGGAAGUGUUUCACUGCUUCCAAACCCACUUCAUGCGGAAUUAUACUGUACAAUGACGUGACCUCACUUGUCACUAAUAAAUAGUUAUCUUCCCAUUCAAUGGUACUUAGAAGUUGUAAUAUGUGUAUAGUAUCUUUCAAGUACGCUGGGUUUUUCAAUACUAUUGGUUGUAGCAGUAAGUCAAUGUACUCAAAGACUCUAGAAGAGAUGGAAUCUAUCCCAGAUAUGAUCGGACGCCCUGGGAGAUUUUUUAGGUCUUUAUGAACUUUGGGAAGAUAAUAAAACACUGGAAUUUUGGGAUAGGGGAUUGAUAAAUAUUCUCCUUCUUUUUUUGUUAAUAUACCCUUAUCUAUACCUUUUUGUAUGUAUUUGUCAAAUAUAUCUUUCACUUUACUAGUUGGAUCUGAUUUUAGUUUUUUAUAGGUAUUUUCGUCGGAGAGAAUUCUCUCAUACUCUUUUAAAUAUUGUGCUUUAGAGAAAAUUACUAUCCCUCCUCCUUUAUCCACUGAUUUGAUAACUAAAUUUUAUUUUUUUUGUAUUUUUUUAAAAGUAUUUUGUUCUUUCACCGACAUAUUGUCUUGAUAUUUAUUUAAUUUUUUUAUUUUAUUUAUUUCCGCCAUAACUGUGGUUUCAAAAGCUCUCAUUUCAUUUGAGAUCAGAUUUUUUGGAAAAAAUUUAGACCUUUCUUUUAAAUCUGUAUGUAUAAAGUUGGAUUCAUUUUCCUGAUCCUGUCUUGUUUGUAUCCUAUUUUCCCCAUCGUGAAAGAAUUUCUUUAAACAUAAUUUUCUUAAAAAUUUGUUCAUAUCAAUGAAUAAUUCAAAUUUGUUUAUUUCCUGUGUGGGCGCAAAUUUUAAACCUUUUUUUAGGACUUUCAGUUCCUCAUUCGUUAGGAUAUGAUCAGUAAGGUUGAAAUUCCCAUCUGAGUUUAUUUCUUCCCUCUUUUUUCUUUGUUUCCUAUCUCUUCCUCUUCUGUUUCGUAGUCUAUUGAUCUCUGGCGUUUGCCUGGGGAUUCCCACAAUGGAGGUUUCUCUUGCCAUUUGAGUCUCUCCUGAAUUGGUUCCCUCAAAAAAAACCGAGGAUGAAGAUGCUUGUGAUGUUUUGUGAUCUUCUGGUAUUCUUUCCCUAGUUCGUGUAGAUCUUGUUGUGUCAUCAUGAUGUUUAAUUUCCUUAUCAUUCCUUCUUUGUUCUCUAGUUUGGUAAAUUCCAGAGCAGGGAUGAAGAUGAUUAUUUUCUAUAGUUCCUGUAUCUGUGUUGUUUCUUUUGGUCGGUUCGGGGGAACAUCUCUUCUCUUUUUCAUAUUCUCUACCUUCUCUUUGUCUAUGUGGGGGCAUUCUCUUUGUUCUGCUUGGGCUGCAUUUAUAUGGAGACCUUCUAUCAUGGUUGUUUGGGCCCUGUUUCACUACAUCACUGUAACUUCUAUUUUGAUUGUUAAAUCUGUUAUAGGGAUGUCUAUAUGUAGUCUGAGGUAGUUCUUUUCUAGUAUACGUAUUCCUUCUUUGUGCUUCUCUAUAGGGUUUUAACUCUGAGUCAUCCCUAUGGUGAGUAUUAUAAUUUAUGUUUUUAUGUGAUCUUAAUUCUUCCUGGGUUCGCCACUGGUUAUUUUUAUAAUUGUGUUUAUUUGCAUUGGAGUGGGAACUUUUAGGGAAUCUUAUAUUUCCAGUUUUAUAGUCAUUGGUGUCUCUUAAGUAUUUCCUUUUUUUUUAUUUCAAUAGUAUCUUUCUCUACUUUCUCGACUUUGAUUUUGAUUUCCCUUAUUAUCUGAUUAAAUGUUUCAGGAUUAGUUGUCUCACUAAGCUGUUGUUUCCAUUGCGUAAUUUCCUCGUCUAUCUGUAUUAAGUUUUCUUCUCUUCUAGAUACAAUGUACCCUAUCAUACUGAAGGAGAAUCCUUCAAGGAGCUUAUUCCAUCCUGUCAUAAAACAAGAAUCUUCCCUAUCAAAAGUAGGGUCUUUUUCAAACCGAAGCCCUCUGGGUGUAAUUUGUUCUUUGACAUAUUUUUUGAGAGUGGCUAUUUCCCAUUUAAUUUUCAUUUCACGUAUCAAGGUUUUUUUUUCUAAAUUAUUUCUACUCUUUUCUGUAUUGAUAUAGCUUUUAUCACUAUUUGUAUCUGCCGUUGAGGCAAACAUGUGAUCUAUAUCUCUAAUUGUAUAGCUUCUGUCUUCUAAAUAGGACAUAAUGGAACAGUAGGUUUGAAUGUAGUAAUAUGUUAUAUAGAACUAAAGGAUGGAAUGGUUCUCUACUGUAUAUCAAAGGGGAUUUAACACAAUACAAAAUGUAAAAUAGUAGAAAUACAGUGAGUAAAAGUGUGUGGUAGCUAAAACAGCCACAGACCACCUAAGUGGAAACACCUUCUACCAUUUAUAUAGAAAUACAAACUGAGGAAGCCCCCACCAUAGGGCGAAACGCGUUUUGGAUACACACAGUCUACACUUUGGACUUUUAUUUGGACAAUAAGUCUAUUAUAGACUUUUUUUAUAUUUUGCAUUUUUAUUGGGAAAAUCUAUUUCCAACUUAUCAGAUACCUUUUUUUAUCAACAAUAAAGUUUUCUUAUUGGGAAAGUAUAUUGGAAUAUCGCGACUUUCUUCUGCUACCUUCCAACUACCCAAGAAGGAAUACCAAGAAGGAUGGGGACAUCCUAUUAAGAGUCCCACUGCGCUGCACAUAAGAGCCAUAUGUCAUACUGGCUCUAGGCUUGUGAGUAAUAUCGCUCUACUGCCAUUUACUAUAUUCUAUUUGUACAUAUUACACAUGAUGCUCUGUUUUCUUUUUUAGAAUCAACAGAUGUGUGCUCCACCUAUUGUAUUUAUUAUUUGUAUUUCUAUAUAAGUGGUAGAAGGGGUUUCCACAUAUGUGGUCUGUGGCUGUUUUAGCUACCACACACUUUUACUCACUGUAUUUCUACUAUUUUACAUUUUAUUCAGCCAUUAGGUGUCACUAUUUUCUGCAUUUAGGGAUCAUAUGCACACAGAAUAAAAGUGGUUAUCUUGAUAUUUUCUGUUGGUCAGCACCACAUUGUAGUUGAUUUAUGGAUCGAAAUAGCAUUGACAGGAUAUGACUUUCUAAAUAUCUUGCAUAUAGAGAACUGAUAAUUUUGUAAUUUUACCUUGAUGUGUUAAAAUAUUUUACAGCAGUAAAAGAAAAUAUUAUUUUAGCUCAAUGAUUAUAUAAAUUAUUGUGAUUUAUUAGAUAUGUUCUCGAUUGAGCUCCUAAACUGAUUUCCCAUGUUAUAUUCUAGGAUCAGAGUUACAGAGGUAUGUGUAUAUAAAAUUUCAAAAUAGAUGGAAAGUUGGAGUAUAUUUUUCAAUUUGAAAAUUAAAAAGGAGUUUCUUAUUGUUUUUCCUUAAUUUGAUCCUUUGCGUUUUGCUUGUUGUAGUGCCUCAUUUCUCUGAAUUAAAGUGAACUUCUCUCUAUUUUUCAGCUGCUAUUAUGUGGGCUGCAUGCUGUAACUGGCUCUGUCUAGAUUCUCAGCCAGAAGACACUAUUCCCAGUGGGAGAACUCAGGCUUCUUCAAACCCAAACGUCAGACCCCCCUCUACCAUUCCAAAUAUUACUUGUAGGGCUUGUGGCACACAGCUACCUAUCAGAAAGGUAAGAUCAGGAGACUGCUUUCCUCUUGUACCAUUUUAAUUAAUUGCAUUUUUCUUUUCAAUACCAACACUAUUUGGACUUGUGGCUGCCUAUGGGUUAAGCUUUUACAUUUCAAAGUAACUUAAUCACGAGUAAUUGUACAAUUAUUCUUGUUUUGUACAUUUACAUUCUGCAGCUGCCAUAAUAAGCAGGCAAACCUCCUUAAAGGGACACUAUAUAGUCACAAAAGCUUACUUUCCACCCUCAGGGGGAAAAGAGAGGGUGUCUAAUCAUGGUUAUCAUGCAGAACAGGCAUUGGUGUCCGUUUUUUCUUUACUGCUGCUGCAAAAUGAUCCCCUGUUUCUGUCAUUAGUGGACUAGUCUGAAAUUAAUAAAAUGUGUGGGGGGGACAGAAGAAACUUCCUUGGCUGAGAGUCAUGUUUAACAAUGCAGUCUAAGUUAUUACAUACUUUUCAAAUUGUUCUUGUUUUAUUUUGGUUUGUAUAAGUGUUUGCUUAUUAAAAUUUUUUUAUAGUGAUAAAUGCCCCUUUAAUUCCACUUUGCUGUAACCAUUUUACCUGCUCAUCAGUCACCUCUCAACAAGUAAACUUGGUCACAUAUUCCCUUCAAACACCAUUGGACGCUUCUGUAGGGCCAUUGUGCUGUAAACUUUAAACGUUUGCACUUGAUUAGGUUUAUUCCCUGCACAUCAAAUGGUACAAAGACAAAAAAGAGUGGCAAAAUUUAGUAAAAAACUGCCGAUCAAAAGGAAGCAAAACACAACAGCAAAGUAUAGGGGAUGUUAGAAAAUUGGUUAUAUCUUAGAGUUACUAUCCAUAUCAUCAAGCAGAUAAUAACAUUGGUUUGUGAGAGGUUUGCGUUUUAAUAUGUAAUAACAUUUUGGUUGGUAUAGAGAAUCGAGAGAAAAUGUACAUUCUGUAAUUUAUCUAGCCAGAAAGAUGCAGACAGCCCAAAGCAUGUCUUGGAUGGGCAAUUACAUUUUUUGAAACUUGUGUACAGAAUUUCUGACCGAAUAAACCUAUUUGAAUAGUGUCAUGAGAGUAAUGACAGAAGUUGUAGGAAGAAAAGGACCUCUACAGUUUUGUGUCUCACUGUAUAUUGUGCUCUACUUCAGACAAUUGUCUUUUAGGUUAAGCCUUGGAUCACCAGUAGGCAUUAUCCUAUUUGACAAUGUAAUAACCUCUUCCUUACAUUCUUAAGUUAAAGCGGCAUUGUCAUGCCGAACUUACCUUUCCCUAAUCGAUUCCUCUUCUCUCCCUCUGUCAGGAUCUGUUCUUCAUUUCUUCCUGUCUGCUAUAGUUUUCUUUAAAACAUAAGACAAAGUAGGGACUAUUUUGUCUUAUGGAGGUUUCCUACACCUGACCAUCUCUGACCAGCGGAGGAGCAAAGUCAUUGCUGCACAUUGUGUAGCACCUCUAGUGGCAGCCUGGGUGUUCUUAGGCAGUGUUAACAUUAAAAACCCUGCAUGGAAAUAAUAUACAGAGCAAUUUUCCCACAAUUCUUACUGUUCCUCCGUGAUCUCACGAUGCUUCCUGUCAGUAUUCCCGAACGUCCUGUCAUUCGGCAAAACUAUCGAAUUGCGUCCUAACAGAAUGAGAACAGUUUCUCCAUUCGUAUUAGGACGCAAUUCGGGACUUUAUUCGUAUCAGAAUUUCAUUCGAAUUAAUUAAAUUCCGAUUCGUGCCGCGGCUGCAUCUUGCAGCCGCUUAGUAGAUAACUCUCUAAUUCCCACGGUAUUAGGGAGCUAUCUACAAAAAGGCUGUAAGACCUAAAUAUUUUCUUUCAGACAAAUUUACGAAAUACCAAGUAAAGAUUACUUAGUAAAUUCUGCGGCAGAAUUUGUCUAGUAAACAAUGAGCAGCCUGUUGUGUGUGUGUGUGUGUGUGUGUGUGUGUGUGUGUAUAUAAAAAAACAAACAAACAAAAAAAAACCCUAGUGUCAGUGUCCACCCACCUGUGCCACGCGAGUGGGGGCUAUUAAACUGAAGGGGGGACUUAGCAUUCCACCCAGGAGCGAAAGGUGGGGGGCCUAAAUUACAAUAGGCCUCCCACCCUUUCUGACGAAUGAAUAGAUGAAAUUCGCGUUCGAAUGCCCAAGUGUUUAACUGGGCAUGCGUGGGAAUUUCACUGCGCGAUCUAGUGUGGGCAGAUGGUGUGACCCACAGGGACUUCAUCUACCCACACAAAGAUGGAGGUGCCAAGGACCUAGGUCCGAGCAGAAAAUAAAGAUUAAAAAAUAGGUGAGAUAGGGGCUUAGGGGCAUUUGAGGGAGAAUUUGAUGUAGUUGGGUUGGGUGGAGGGUUUAAAAAACAAACAAACAACUGGAUUCGGCCAUGACAGUGCCGCUUUAAAUGGACACUAGUCAUCAGAACAACUACUGCAUAAUAUAGUUGUUCUAGUAUGUAUAGUAUUUCCAUGCAGGGUUUUUAAUGUUAACACUGCCUAAGAACACCCAGGCUGCCACUAGAGGUGCUACACAAUUUGCAGCAAUGACAUUAAGUGUCUGCAAACACUUAGUGGAGGCGCUGAACGUUCCCUUUAGAGAUGCAUUGAUUCAAUGUAUCUCUAUAAGGUGAUGCGGUUUGGCACAAUGCAGCGUUUUACUGUGCAAUAGCCUCCCAAUGCUUUCCCAUGUGAAAGCAUUGGAUUUGCUAUGAUUGUUACAUUUUGAUUACCUCAGCCAUGGAGACAGCGCAAGCUGUGGCGAGACCCAAGCAAUGCUGGAAUAAAAGUACGUUUAUACCUUUUCAAUGGGGACAAGGCGUGGGGCAACCUAAAAUGUGUUUACCACUAUAGUAUUAGGAAUACAGUUUUGUAUUCCUGAAACUAUAGAUUUCCUUUAACCCCUUAAGGACCAAACUUCUGGAAUAACAAGGAAUCAUGACAUGUCACACAUGUCGUGUCCUUAAGGGGUUAAAGGAACACUAUAGCAUUAGGAAUACAAACAUGUAUUCCUAACGCUAUAGAGCCCUUGUUACCUAAAUGGUGACUAGGGACCCGUUCCACGGCGAAUAAAUGGUUAAUCAUUUAUUUGCUUACCUUAAUCCAGCGCCGGGCUCCCUCAGCACUGGUGACCUUUCCUCCUCUAUCGACGUCAGCUCCCAAGUGGAGACGAAUGCGCAUGCACGGCCAGAGGCGGGCGCGUUCAAACCCGCCUAUAGGAAAGCAUUACUCAAUGCUUUCCUAUUGGGAUCUUUUUUCACACUGGACUCCGUGAGGGCGUCAGAUAAGUUUGAUUUUCUCUGUUCUCUGAAACUGCUAUGUUUUCAGCUGCAAGGUUAAAACUAGGGGGACCUGGCACCCAGACCACUUAAUUGAGCUGAAGUGGUCUGGGUGCCUAUAGUGGUCCUUAAGGCCUGUGCUUAAUCCUCUUGAUAUAUUCCUGAUACGAAUAUUUUGAGAUGUUUCUAAUACGGCUUCUUCUCAAUGUGAUGCUCUUUCUACAAUCUACAUAGUAGUCGUAGCUCGUCUACUAUUCCCAGAUAUGAUUCUUUGCUUGAAAAGGCUCUCUAAUAAUCUGGUUCUCUAGAAUGCAUCUUCUCUGUACAAGUAACCUGUCUCUCCUAGAAUUCAUCCCUACUGAUUUGAUGGUAAUUCUCCCUAUGUUAUAGCUAUGUUAUAAAAUCAAUGUCUUUGUUAUUGGAGUAUUUGGAAGUUUUAAUGGAAUGUUUCCAAGCCCCAACCAUGACUUUCAGCAUGUUUAAAUUUUUAUCCUAUUCUGGAGAUGGUAUGUCGAUUUGGUUAGCUCCUAGAGUUUCUCAGAUAAUUGCCCAGGCUUAACAGUCUUUGACUGGCAUUCUGUUUUUUGCCUGGGUUCCAAGCCAGGAUCGUUGCACUGCUUUGCCUAAAAACUUAUCUUUGUGACUAAAUUCACUAUAGCAUGUCCACACUUAUUGUCCGCAUUUUAUUGUGGUUUCUCCAAGAUAAGGUCAACAUUUUUACCCAUCAUUACCUCAGCAUUUUUUUUUCUUUUUUAAAUCAGAUCCUUAUUCAAGUUAGAGGAAAAAUAGUAUAUUGAAUGCAAAGCUCUUUAAAUUUUAUAAUGUGAGAAUACCAAUUUAUUUAAAAAAAAAAUUUUUAUGUGUAUUUCAAAGAUUCUGUUUGAUAAAUGUGGGCACACAAUAUUACAGCUGAGUCUUUUAUCCUAUGAUUUGUAUCUUGACCCCAUUGAAUUUAACUGAAGAAUAAUUUAGGACUUUGGUUACCUUAGGAAAUAUAAAGCACCCGCACACUGUACUAAGCAGUAAACACCCACUUCUUUAUUCCAUCUGUGUUUUGUUACUUAGCUGCCUUUGUCCAUGUCACUUUAAAUCAUUCAGACAAGAAUGAACAAAGCAACAAUGCACACAGAAUUAUCUUCAAGAAAACCUCUUUGUUUGGUUAGCCGUCUGCUGACCCAUUGUCUAAAGUCAAGUGUGUACUAUUUGUACCAGUUCACACAAAGUGAUUCACUCCACCAAUCUGAUUGAUUAAUGCAUGUUCCAAGACUUCUUGCAUCCUCUCCUGACAGGACAAGUUCUGCUUUCCUCUUUUUUAUUUUAUUCAUUCAUUCGUUCAGUUUUUAUUUUUGCCAGGGGCGUUUUGAUACAUUUCUCCCUUAAAGUAUUUUAUUUUGCAGUUCAAAACUUUAAAGGACCACUAUAGGCACCCAGACUACUUCAGCUCAAUGAAGUGGUCUGGGUGCCAGGUCCCUCUAGGUUAAACCCUGCCUGCUGUAAACCUAGCAGUUUCAGAGAAACUGUCUCAUUGACAGCCGCCACAGUGCGCAUUCAGCCGAUGACGUCGGAAGGAGGAGGAGAGUCCCCAGUGCCGAGGGAGCCCGGCGCUGGAGAAAGGUUAGUGUUUAACCCCUUCCUCCAACUUCAGACCGGUGGGAGUGGGACCCUGAGGGGAACCUAUUAAUACUAUAGUGGGGACCUAUUAAUACUAGUUUGUUUUCCUAGCACUAUAGUGGUCCUUUAAUAGCCAGUGUAAAAAAACUACCGUCUCUAUCAUCGAAAGCAGACAUUUUAGCUUUCGACACCAUGUUACUGUGGUUAUUCUGCUUUUUAACUUAUUAAUCUACAGUGAAGUAAGCUGACUUUAAAAAUGGUACACUAUAGGCUGCCACUUUAUCUCAUUGAAGUUGCCUGGGUGCCCUGUCUGUGACCCCCUUAGGCCUGCAAUGUAGAACUCUGCAGUUCUACAGAUACUGUAAUGUUUACAUUGCAGUAAUUUGACUGCCUCUAGUGGAGUGGCUGUCUGCCAGUUGACUCCAUGAAACAACACGGGACGUCCUCACACUGUGCAUGAGUGUCCAGAUUCAGAGAAAACCUGAUAGGAAAGCAUUGAAGCAAUGCUUUCCUGUGGGGAAGGCCUAAUGUGCAUGCGCGUUAGGUCCCCUGUCAGAGGAGGCAGACUGUGACUAAGCACUGAAGGACCUCAGUGCUGGAACUGGGUAAGUGAUUGAUUUUAAAGUUUUUUUUUUUUUUUUUUUUUAAACCCUUUAUGUGCAGGGGGUGGGAUUGUGAGGGGAGGACCAGAGGGUACUAUAGUGUUAGGAAUACACUGUUGUAUUCCUAACACUAUAAAUGUUGUUUAAAGUGCAAAUGGGUUUGUGUUUAUUUUUAUUAUUUAUUUUUAUAAAGUAUAUGUUCAAAAUGAAGAAGGGAAAAAAAAAAACCCCAUCUAUACCUUUAGUAUAAUACAGGAUCCUUCUGCCAUAUACCUGCAACUUGUGUCAGACUGUGUUUAAAAACAGCCUCUGUGGUCUCACCUAUUUUUGUGCAGGGAGUAAAGCUUUAAAGAGACUAACUAUUGAUGUUCAUACACUGUCUGACCCAAGGUGCGAAUCAAAAAAUAUAUAUUUCCUUUCAAAACUAUGAUGAAAUGAAAAAAGUUUCCAGGUGACCGUUUUCCUUUAAAGCAAGGAAUUGUAUUUAUUUUAAGUGUUUACCUACCAAACAUGAAACGGGGCUCAUCUCUCAAAUAAAAUAAAAUUUACAGGGAUACUACGUGCUAUUUUUUUUUUUUUUUGACAUUGACAUUGGGAUUAUUAUUUUAAGUUGCAUCUCAUUAAGACUAUUCCCCAUUUUAAAAAUAAAGUGAAAAGAGAAAAAAAAAACAUGUAACUUAACCUUUAUUCCUGCAACUGAACAGCCUAGCCUCUUCCUUCAAAGCCUUAUUUGCCAACUCUUUUCUCAAGCUUCGUAUGGAUCUUGAUGAUCAUUGUCCAAUGAAGAAGUGGGAGAAGCUUUGAGGCAAAUAGUUUAAGAAGCCCACCAAUCAAAUGCCUCUCUUACAGUAAAUAAAUAGUGACAAUAGCUCUAGAAUACAGAUCGUGGAAGUGAGUGUAGUCUCUUUUAUACUUCUGAAUAUACAAAGCAAGAGAAAAUAAGAUCUGUUGCACAGCUAGACGGUAUGAUUGGUGACCGUAAGUAAUUUGCAAAGCAAACAAAAUAGAAUAUGAAAAGUGUUGACUCCAGCAAACUAGCAGUAAAACACAUAUAAGAAGUAAAUGAUAUUCAUCAGACGUUAUGUGUUUUUAAAGCUAUUUUAUAAUCCAUUAAAACCCAGGGAUCCGUACCAUCCAUAACAAAAUAAAUAUAUAGCAUGCCACAUUGCCAAAUAACACUUGGUACUGCCCCACAUAUAAGGGCAGUACACGGACUAUAAGUACUUCAGAAGUAUUAAAUGAUUUUCUGGGGCUGCUGUAUCUUGCAUAGAAAAAAAAUUGCUUUUUGUUUCUAGACCGACUGUGAGUGUGUCUGAUAUGAGUUUAUGUGCAGUUGACAUGUGGAAAGAAUGGUUUUGAUUGGUUAAGCUGGAUAGGUCAUCUGAUCUUUGUUCUGCUUAUUGUAUUUUGUCCAGCAUUUCUACAGUCCAUUUCAAAGCUUCUUUGCAGAUGUAUAAAUAUAUGCUUUUUUGUUGUGAUUAUCAUAAUGGUAGAAGACAGAUGAUCUUUCCAGUGUAAUACAAAAUUGCAAUAAUUAUACAACAAAGCUUCACAUUGCGUUACGCACCUGCCAUUCUAAAGGGCAUAUGUUAAGCUGGAUGACUCACAGGUAAUCAUUGACCACAGUGAAUGGCAUACACUCCUCCAGAUGAAUAUAAAGUGUGCUGUUGUUAGUAUUGCUAACAAUUUCCAAGUUAUAUGCAGGCAUCAUUUUUUUUAUUCUGCUUCCUUUCUUUAUAGAGCCCUUGCACGGAUUGCAUGAAUAACUUUUGUGGAUCGUGUUUUUCCCAAGUAAAUGGUAGUCAACCCAUAUGUCAACUCUGCUGGAGGUUCCGCUCAACUUUUUUCUCCCGUGAAGAGUUAUUGAAGAUGAAGGUGAAAGACCUGAGGGAUUAUUUAUCUAUGAGAGGCAUUUCUACUGAUCUAUGUCGAGAGAAGGAUGACUUGAUACAGCUGGUGUUAAACCAGAGACCAACAGUGGAUCAGACGGAUAUUCCAAGUUCUGAUAUUCCACAGUUUACAUCCAAUCAGAACAGAGCUGAUCAUGAUGAAGGUCCUGCUCCCUCACAACAACCACAAACGGUGAGUGUGCAUUGACUGUGUCAAUUGAUAUCUUUUAAAAGUUUGGAAAUGUUGUGAUAUCUGAUAUGUCAAAGAUGCAAAAAUCACAUAUGAUUUUAGAAUGCUAUAUGUACUUUCCUUCUUAUUGUGAACAGAGCACAUAUAUUAACAUUUUCUGUUUGUUUGGUUUUGUUUUGUUUUAUUCCAUCGAGACCAUGAUAAUACCUUUUUAUUCUGAAAGAGUCAGAACCAAAAAUAAUCAUCCAUACACUAGAGCUGCUAAACUGCAUUAAAAUUAAGCGCAUUUAAACUUGAAUAAGAUUUAGGGAUUUUCCGUGUAUGGUUAUGUAAUUCUAUGACCUCAUAUUAUCUGGCAUUUUAUGUUGGUUGCAUCCUGUUAAGCAAGGAAAAUAGAUAACUAGACUGUUUUCUCCGGGUUUAGUAAUAAAUCAAAUAGAAAAUCGAAAUAAACUAACAAGGGCUUUGAAUAGUUAGGAUCAAAUACCUCUGUUGGGAGAAACACCUGAAUUAAAAAGAAGCGCACUAAUGUAAGAAACAAUAAAUAUGUAUUUUGUGUAUUUCUAGAAAUUAGAGUUUUUUUCCGGACUAAUUUGAUUCACGGUCCACCUCAUUAGCCUGAAAUAAAGCCUAUUACUUAUACAUCAUCCCACGCUGCACUGGUCGCACCACUAUGCCCCAGCCAAGAUCGUUGAGUUUAGUUCAUAGAGAAGCAUUAGGGGCUUACUCUGCAUGCAAGUUUAUCGCAUUGCUGUGAUAUUCAGCAGCUCCUCAGAUGCUCUCUCCUAAUGUGUCUCUGUGGGGAGCAUUUUAUAGUCUGCUUGCAGAGAAAGCAAGAUGUGGAAGGUCAAUGAAAGAUUGCAGUUGCGUAAUAAGAAGCACCUCAAGUGACUGCCUGAGUGAUGGCCAUGAGAGGUGUCAAUGGGGACAAUUGUUAACAUUGCCUUUUCACAGAAAGGAGGGGGUUAACAAAUGAGAUUCCCUAGAGAUGAAGUCUUUGCACUAAUAUCACUUCAUUAAACUGUUGUGAUUUUAGUGCUCAGUGUCUCUUUAAAACUUAAAUUCAGCUUAAGUAGAUAGUAAAAAAUUCUAUGAGACAUUUUAGCCAUCGCGCAUAUGGUCUCUUCAUUCAUUGUAUUGUGUUCAUUUUAAAUAGUUUAAGUAAAAAAACUGAAAUAAUGUCACAAUUAAAAUUUUACAAAAUUAGUUCUCUUUUUGAAAGCCUUUCCAUGCUAACUUAAUAGUCAUUCUAAAUUGGCCUGUGUGUAUAUACGUAUGUGCUUUCCUAAAUUCCUUAGGAUUUUUUUUUUAAUACAGCACAUAAGAGUAGUAUUCAGAUUUGUGUGUGUGUGUGUAUAUAUGUAUGUAUGUAUGUAUGUGUGUGUGUGUGUAUAUAUAUAUAUAUAUAUAUAUAUAUAUAUAUAUAUAUAAAAAUAUGUGUGUUUUUUUUUAUUCUGUAUGUUAUUGAUGCAUUUCACUCACACUUUCCUUGUUGUAGGCAAAUAGCAGUACAACUCCUUCAGAGGAUGGAGAAGAUUUGAUGGCGGAACAAGAGACUGAGGUACUGUGUGCGUGUGUGUGUGUAUGUAUGGUAAUUUUGUUUAAUAGUCGAUACCUCCUUUAUAUAUCAGAAUUUCUUUGGCAUGAGUCAUUGAGGCUUUGUUCCCUGGCACAAAUGCAUCACUUUAAUUUUGUAAUCUGUCAUCGUUUUUGAAGAUGACACACAUGCAGGGCAGGAUUAACAUAGGGGCUGUUGUUGUUUUUUUGUUUGUUUUUUAACUUUACUAUUCUUCACAUGCUCUUGCCUAACUAUUGAAACUUAAAAGGGAUGUAGGGGAACUGCCUAAGUGCUCUGAGCCUAUCCUGCUAAGGCUCAGAACCAUGUGAGUGGGUUCAUAUCUUUUAUUACCACUCCACUAUCACCCAAACGUAUUACACAAGAUUGCUUUUUUUAUCUCAUCCCCACCUCUAGGUUAUUCAAAAAGCCCAAGAAGGGGGUGAGUUACCUCACUUUGAGUGCUCCACCUAUUGACUGGUGUCAGUUCAUUAACCACUCAGUCUACCAUCACAUUUUAUGUAUUUGUGCUAAGUUGUGAGAGGAUUGCACACCGAUGGUAGCGGCACAAUUUUCUCCACUAUUAUCUAUCUUAAGCGCCUGAAUACACAAUAUUACUUUUUUGUAUUUUGUUAUGUAGGGGAAUAAAACCUAUGUGGAGUGACUGACAAUAAAAUUAGUUAAAGGACCACUAUAGGCACCCAGACCACUUCGGCUCAAUGAAAUGGUCUGGGUGCCAGGUCCCUCUAGUUUUAACCCUGCAGCUGAAAACAUAGCAGUUUCGGAGAAACUACUAUGUUUCACUGAGGGUUAAUCCAGCCUCUAGUGGCUGUCUCACUGACAGUCGCUAGAGGCGCUUCCGCGAUUCUCACUGUGAAAAUCAGGAAAAAGGAAUUUGUUUUCAUGGCACUAUAGUGCUCCUUUAAUGUAAAACUGACUUUGUGCACUAUGCAAAUGCUCUUGCUACUUCAGUCUCUCUAACACUGUGGCAUGUUUCCUUUCUUCUACAUUCACUAAAUCCACCUUUUCUCUGUCCCAGACUGUAUAACAAGAGCUUCUGCUUGCUAGUAAGAAGGUGAGGAGUGGUCAAGUGAGUGUUAGAGGACUGUCCUUAGAAAGUGUGGAUCAAAUGCAUCAUUAAAUGCAUUUAUGCUAAGCUCAGUGUGCUGUCUGCCCUUAGUUGGCCUUCCAUGCAGACGCCCCCUUUUUGGCGGUUCUGGUUACGUGAUUCGUUUCAGUGGCCCAACUUUUCACCCUGCUCACAGUCAUCCUGCUUCACCGGACACUGGUAUUGGGGGGGUUUGAAUUUACUGGAAAGAUGAAAGCGAGAUAUUAGGAUUAAGUAUGUGUUUUCUUAUAGCUACAUCCGAUGAGUUUCCCCCCUGCAUUACCUCUGCCAGAAACAUGACGCUUGGAAGUUAAAACUAUUUUAUUGUUUUUUGUCAAUUAGAUUCUGUAAUUAGGCCCAUCAUAAUUGUCAGCACCAGGCCCAAUGGGCUCUUAAUUUGGUCUUGCACACAUCAAUAUCUAAAACUAAAUACAGGGAGUUUAUUAUUCUAUAGAAUGGCUUUAGAAUUGAUAAAAUAUUGCCACAGGUUGAAGUAUAUACCAAGCACCUGCAUUUCAUUUAAAAAUUUCUGCUAGACUGAAGUGCCUUCCUUUUUGAUAUGCGAUGCUGAAAACUAGUAGUUAAACCAGCAGUUCAGUAUGUCAUCCAUUGUCAGCAGCUGUCAACGUCUAUUAUAAGGGUAUAGGACACCAUGAAAUUGGACCAAACCAUGUUAUGAAUACAGAAAAUCUCCUUUACAAAGCCCAUACCAGGAGCAAUGUUGUAGAUUAUAUUUUGAUAAAUGGCGAUAUUAUAAUCUUGGAAUUUUUAUUAGUUGUGUUUAUUUAGUUGCUAAUUUUCCCAUAGCACGGUUUGUUGCAGUAUCUGAACUUUGUUUCAGUCUUGGCAAUUCAAGCCAUAUUUCCUGCUCAUACACCUCCUAUUGGUUGAAUUGGUUUGAGAAACCUGUCCAUAUCGAUUUUAAUAUAAGAUAUUGAAUACAACUGUAACUCCAGUGGACAUGGAUUACAAGUAUGAAAGGUCACUACUCCAUAUUAAUUCUCGUUGACCUCUCUGCUGCCUUUGACACCGUUGAUCAUGCUCUCCUCCUUCAAACUCUUCAAUCACUCGGUCUCUCUGACUCUGUCCUCUUAUGGUUUUUCUCUCUCCCAACGCUCAUUUAGUGUCUCCUUUUCCAAGGAUUCCUCCUCCCCUUGUCCUGUCUCAGUUGGAGUUCCCCAAGACUCUGUCCUUGGUCCCCUCCUAUUUUCUCUUGGCAAACUUAUUGCCUCUUUUGGAUUCCACUGCCACCUGUACGCUGAUGACACUCCGAUAUACCCCUGCUGUCCUGCAACGCGUCACUGCUUGCCUUUCUUUCAUCUCUGACUGGAUGUCCUCACGCUUUCUGAAACUCAAUCUCUCUAAAACUGAACUCCUUGUCUUUCCUCCUCCUAAUACUGAUCCUCCUCUCUUGCCCUCCCUUCAAGUCAGUGAUAUCCACAUAAGUCCAUCCUUGCAAGUGCGCUGUCUUGGCAUCAUACUUGACUCUGGCCCCAUCUUUGAGCCUCACAUCCAGUUUGUUGCCAAAUCCUGUAGGUUCCAACUUAAAAACAUAGCCUGCAUCCGCCCCUUUCUUACACAAGAUGCUACCAAGGAGCUUGUCCAUGCUCUAAUAAUUUCCCGCAUGGAUUACUGUAACCUUCUCCUGAUUGGUCUCCCCAAAAUCCAUAUUGCCCCGCUACAGUCUGUAAUGAAUGCCGCCGCCAGACUGAUUUUCCUCUCUAGUCGGUCCUCUCACACCUCUCCCCUCUGCCAGUCCUUACAUUGGCUCUAUGUAUCCUGUAAGAGUCAAUUCAAAGUGCUAACCCAUACAUUUAAUGCACUGAACAAUUCUAGCUUGUCUUAUAUCUCUUCACAGAUCCAUAGGUAUGCCCCUCCUCGUUCCCUCCGCUCUGCCCGUGACCAACAUCCUGACUGCUGCUCGCACCCGUACGGCUAACUCGCGCUUGAAGGACUUCUCGCGGGCGGCUCCUUUCCUAUGGAAUAGCCUGCCUACCCCCAUCAGACUCUCCCCUAGUCUUCAAUCGUUUAAGAAGGGCCUUAAAACCCAUCUCUUUAGGAAAGCUUAUGGCCUAGAGUAACCUCUACCUUACAUACCUGUCUCUUGCUCUCUCCUAUAGGGCAGUGCUUUACUCUCUCCUCCAGCUCUGCUUCACUCCCACCCUAUUUGAUUGAUAUUUUCUGUCCUAAUGUGUUUUAUAACCCACCUCCUAUAGACUGUAAGCUCAUUUGAGCAGGAUCCUCUUCAACCUAUUGUUCCUGUAAGUUUUCUGUAAGCUCAUUUGAGCAGGAUCCUCUUCAACCUAUUGUUCCUGUAAGUUUUCUUGUAAUUGUACUAUUUAUAGUUACAUCCCCCCUCUCAUAAUAUUGUAAGGCGCUAUGGAAUCUGUUGGCGCUAUAUAAAUGGCGAUAAUAAUAAUGUCCAUGGCCAGUAGCCCAGAUUCUACUUAUAGUAGAUGUUACUCCUAAAGAUAACCUUAACAUUUAAUUAACAAAGCAAAAAUCUGCAGCUGUGCUUCUGUCCAGAAUGCUUCUUCUGUGUUGCCACCAGCCAUUUAAAAUGAUGGCUCUACAAAUUGAUGUCUCAUGGAUCCUAGACCUUUGAGGGAACCAAUGCACUUAUUUCUGUACAUAUAUAUGUGUGUGUUUGUAGAAGUGGUAAAUGUGCUGCUUCUUGUCACUAUUUAAUUGAACCAAAUCUGUCCAAGAUUCCAAAGGGCCAUAGAAAGUGACCUACAUUACCCUUUCAGUGUCUGCUCACACAUUUUUCAAAGGUAGGAAUAUUUAAGAUUAUGCAUGGUAUCUCAUCCUUGUUUCUCCAUGCUGAAAUAUCUAGAUCAGGGGUCAGCAACCUGUGGCACAUGUGCUGUGCAUGGCACUAGAGGUACCUUUGCGCGGCACUCCAGGCUGCCAGAGACAAACAGGCUUUGACCUAUCAGGAUCCCCAAUGGUACUUUUGAUAUUUGCUAGUGCAAACUGAGUGGUGAUUGCAAGUGUGAGGGACCAUCCUCAAUUUACCCAUUGCAGCACUUAGAGAAAGUUAUCUCAGAUCACAAGAAUCCUUGCUGGAAUAGAGCAACCCGCAACAGCUAUGCUCCUGCCCUUUACCUGUACCUGGUCAGGCCAGUUCCUACUGGACUCCAGGAAAGCCAUCCACACUGCUAGAUAUACACAGACCUGCAGAGGAAGCCUCCCCAUCAUAAAAUAGCACAAACACACACAGUUCUUACAACCACAACACCGCUGACAAUCCACAUACACGCAGACAACUUGACAAGACGCCUCUCACAUGCAAUACCCCAAGCUGCCCCACACAUACACAAAACAGACAAUGUGACAUAUUAUCCGCACACACAAUUACACCAGGAGUCCCCAUACAAUGCCCACAUUCAUAGGUAUCAUACACAGUACCAUAAACUAUUGAUGAAUGUAUACUGUACAAUUUAACAGGCCACACACGCACAAAUUCAAGGCUACAAAGCAACUGCUACAUUCAUAAAUAACACAAUUUAAAAAAUAGGAUUGUCACGCAAGUGAAUCCAAAAUCUUAUUUUGGCACAUACUACUAAAAGGUUGCCUACCUUUGAUCUAGGUUUUAACUUCAGAUAUUAGUUUCUCGUAAAUCAACAAAUAAUAUGUUGUUGCUAAUUAUCUGCUGUAUAUGAGGACUUUUUCAAAGGGUAUUCUGUUCCCUUUCUAUUGUUCGCAAAGGGGCUGGAAUGAUUUAUGGUGUACUUCUUAUUUGCAGUCCUUAGACUCCGAAGAGGUACUAGUGCCCGGGCGGAGGGCCUCACUCUCCGAUAUCCACAGCGUAGAGGAAAUUGAAGACCUAACUGUGCGUCAGCUGAAGGAGAUCCUGGCCAGGAACUUUGUCAAUUACAAGGGUUGCUGUGAAAAGUGGGAGCUGAUGGAACGUGUUACGCGGCUCUACACUGAACAGAAGGGUCUUCAGGAAAAAGGUGACAUUUAUCAGCUACACUGUUAGAAUCAGUGAACCUUAACAGUCUUACAUUUUUUGCCUUUAAUUCGCAAACCAUGUGUAGCAAAGAUAGUAUAAUUAUAGCAUAUGAGCAGCAGUGCAUGAUAACAUAGUAUAAUUGUAGUGUGCAUAUACGCUGUGCACUUGUGUGUAAGUCCUAGGAGUACAUCUGCAUUUCAGUAAACAGGAUUUCUUUAUUACGUAUCUCUGAAUCCGCUCUGGUUUUGUAGUAUAAUGACUUUGUAGGUGUUGUUCAAAAGCAAGCACUUCCUUAUAGCAUUAUAUAUUUUGAAGUUUGACUUUUCUUAUGCAAGGCCUGCUUCAUCGAGGUUCAUGAAGAGUAAUUCUAUGAAGUAUUAAAAUCAGGAAGAACAUUCCUAGUCCUUACAGUCAAUUCUCAGAACAGUUUUGACCUGUUUUUAAAUUUGCUGAAUUGAACAAUAUUCACUGGUGUUUACUGAUGUAGGCAGCAUAGAAGGGGCUUGUGGCAUAAGCCAUCCAUAUUGAAAAUCAGUAUUAAAUUUGCAUGAAUCUUGGUGGGAUUCUUAGAUCUCUGUAUUAUUCUCCAGAUUUGAUGCAACGCUUUUUACUUUUCCAAUCGCACGACUUACCUGUCUUAUGAAUGUAUUAAAAUACAAUUGUUUGGUCCCACUCCAGUGAGGUCAUACAGGCGUAUAAUCAUGAGCCACAUUGUAAAUUGUAUAUCAAAGUUUGAUGUAUUUGUGAGCAUUGUUUAAGCAUUUGAAUGUAAGCAUGUUUUUGUAUGAAGUAUGGGUAUAUUUGUAUGUACUGCUGCCAUUGGAAUGUAGUGGUGCACUUGGGUGUUGUGUUUGCGUUUGAAUGCCAGGGGUGUUUGUAUGUAGUAAUUGAUUUUAAAUACAGGUGUGAUUUUGUGUGUAGUGUUGGUGUUUAGAUAUAAUGUUUGAUUUUAAAUGUGGAUGUACAUCUGUGCGUAGUAUUGAUGUUUGAGUGAUGUAUUUGCAUGUAAUAUUAGUGUUGGAGUGAAGGGGUGUGUUUGCAUAUUGUGUUGGUAUUUGCCAGCUUGGAUGUGUACACAAACUGCCACAUACAUACACAUUAACUGACAUAUAAACACAAAUUCAUAUGCACACUGACAUACACAUAUAAAUGCACACCCUGACACACAGUUACACAGCUUCUCAUAUACGUACAGAUGCACAUUUUUCUAAUUUACUAUAACCUAUUUCAACCAUCUAAGCUUUGCUGUUCCACUCCAUUCUUUUACAGUCUGUACAGAUAACUUUGAUUUAAAAGAAAAUAUACAAUCUUAAGCUCUUCAUACUGAGAAUAUUCUUUGCAUAUUCUUUGAUAGGGUUUACACAGUGUUUGACACCCAUUAAUCUCUGCAUGGUACCGGCUUUCAUUGAGUAGGUUGUUUAGGAAAUAGUCUUUCAGGAGACGUGGCUUUUUCAGUUAGGUUGUAUGUACAUAAUACUAAUACCCUGACUUGAAUUUACACUUUUUGUAUAGUAAGUGUGUACGCAAGUUAGCUUUCAUGUAUAGCCAGAUAUAGAAGGUAUGUUGCAUGCAGUAAAAAAGCACUUUAAUGGAACCAAGUUAAGACAACAUUUUCUCUUUUGUAUUCCAAGUGACGUGAAAAAGUAUUUUUUAGACUUGAAAGGUUGUCCUGCAACACCGUUUCAUUAACCCCUUAAGGACACAUGACGUGUGACAUGUCAUGAUUCCCUUUUAUUCCAGAAGUUUGGUCCUUAAGGGGUUAAAGCUAUUUGUCUUACGUGUUAUGUACCCUGAUCUCUCCUUGGAAUGAUUGAUUAGUGGGAGUGUGCGUAAUACCACUACCACUCCCUUUGUGGAGCGUGGAGUUAUAUUUUUAUGUGUGCAGUUCCCCUUUGAUGUGUUGAUCUGUUUAACUGACUUCCCUAAAAUGCUAUAUGAGUACCAAUUAUACAUUUGACAAGAUCAGUGACCCCUUCAUGCAGGUGAGAAACGUACGACAGUAAAAAGCCUAUUUGUGUUGAUGGUUUUUCUUACUAAUAUCAUUGCAAUCCCUUGUCUGAUUGCCAAGAUCAUAGUUUGCAAAAUCAUGUUUGCUAAUACUCUGAAAGAAAAGACAUCUGCCCAUUUAUUUUUUGUUGCAAAUGGUCUUUCAAAUGUAUAGUGUGUGAUCAAAUUCAUCCAGUAGCUCGCUUUGUUACUCGUUUUUUAAGUUUUAACUUAAAUGCUUUACUAAAUUCUGUGUUUUAACUUUGUAGAUUCUGUAGACUUGACAUUACUGUACUUGAAUAGUUUCCUCUUCCUAACUAUUCACAUAUAAGUGCGUCUGAUGUGUUCCUUCUUUCACUAUUCACCAGGAUAAGACUACUUUGUCCACUUCCUAUUCUUUACUUCUAUAAAGUAGUUUCCACUGCUUCCAUCAACCAGGAAAUCCUUGUUUUACAUUAACAAGCAUAAAAAUAUUAUACAAGGCCAACCAUACAAUCUGAAUAUUGUGCAAGCACCCAAGCAUUAUGUGGUGGCUACCAAGGCCAAAUUUAAUUUGAAGAUAUGUAGCAGAAAUGCACUUAUUUGAUGGCAUGAGAAAGUAACAGAAGGGUGUUGAAACAUGACUGCAUUUUUUUUUUUGCUUUGCUGGCUUAAUAAAACUAAAUUAAAAUUAGUAGUGUGCUGAGGAAUAAUUACUAUUAUAGGAACACUAUAGGGUCAGGAACACAAAUCCCCUUAAAAGGUAAUAAAACGUACCUUAUUUCCAGCACCACGCUGGCCCUACCCCAUUCUGACUCAUUGCUGACAUCAUCAGAAUUUAUGAUUUCAGCCAAAUCCUAUAGGGAAAGCAUUGGAUUGGUUGAAGUUGUCAAGGAGACGGGACAAGGGCAGGGCCAAACACUGCCUUGGCCAAUCAGCACCUCCUCAUAGAGAUGCAUUGAAUCAGUGCAUCUCUAUAAGGAAAGUGAGAUAAAAUAUAGACUUUUAUUAAUAUUGUAAAAUAUCUUGCAGCUGGUUUUCAGUAAUUGCAAUUCUUUGUUUUCAUGUAGCCCCUUUCUCAAGGUUUAAUUUUGUUUUUGUAAAAAUUUCAUUCAUAUAUCUGAUUAAUUCUUCAUCUUGCAUAGAAGCAGGGCUGACAUGACAGUGAUUUGCAUUAUAGAUCUCCUUAUUCUUAGUCUCUAGCUUCAAAGAGUGAUAUAAGUCAAAGUAAUUGAAUAUAAAUGCAUCUUCUGUACCUUCCUUUUUCGAAUACUUCUGCUCUAAUGUUUAAGCGCUGAUUUAUGCAGUUAUGUAUUAAUAUAUAUAUUUUUUUUUUAUUUUAUCUUUCAGUUGCAGUUGCUGAAGGAGGAGGUAAGAAAAACUGUUAUGUUGUUUCUUGUCAUUUUUUUCAUCUUGCUUGAUCUUACUAAUGGGUUCUUCAGCUUAUAGAUGGAUGAAGAACCCAGUAGUAAGAAAAAUACGAUUAGGAAAUUGUAAUGUAAAGACCUUGCUAUAAAAUAUUUUAACUUUAUAUUCUGAAAAUGGAAAAUGUUAGGCCGCACUGUGAAAUAGUUGGGUUUAAAAUCAUAGCAAUAGUUGUGCAGAAAGAAAGAACAGCCUGCCAAUGAGCCCAAAAUAUAUUGUGUACAAUAUAUAUCAAUAAAAUAUAUCAAUAAAAUAACUAAACUGCCAAUGUGUGUCCUCAUGUCAAAUAUCUGGAAAAUGUUAGGCAGGUAACGGUCUUGUAUUUUUCUAAAAUUAUUUUUUUUGUGUUUUGUUUUGUUAUCUGGUAGUGAUUUAAUCAUUUUUUAUACCACAAAGUUUUCUGCUGAAUUUUAUGUAAUUGAUUUCCGAAUCUAAAUUAUUUAAAAGCACUUUCUCUGGCAGAAAAUCCAUUCCAUCACUUCUUUAAAAAUAUUUUAAAACUCUAUUCUAUUUCCUCAUGAAAUCUGGAUUGUCUCUAGCAGAUAUAGGAUAUUCCAUAAAUCACAAAUCCCAUUGGACAAUGCUAUUUUUCAUCUAGAUCUUCUUGAUGAAUUUUUAAAAGUUAUUACCCAGUACGGUCUAAGCUGCUUCCUUCUGUAGUGGUGAUUGGCAGCAGUGGUGGUUUCCACAACACCUUUUUUGCCUCAUUUUCCAAGUACCUUUCCAUACUGUGCAUUAUCUUUAAAUGAUUUAUUUAUAAAACAUACAGCUGAACGCUGUGUAAGCAAACCUUUCUUGGUUUUAACUCUAUUUUCUCACCCAGUAAAAUGCAGGGUUAUUUAUUAAAAAUGAAAAUUGUCAGGAAUUCAAAGUGAAAUUUAAACUUAGGGGCCAAAAUAGCUGAAUUGCUUUGCUUCCAGUUCAGCUAUUUUGGUCUAAAAGUUGAAAUUAAAGGGAAACUCCAGUGCCAGGAAAACAAUCUGUUUUCCUGGCACUGCAAGUACCCUCUCCCUCCCACCCCCGGUUGCUGAAGGGGUGAAAACCCCUUCAGUAACUUACCUGAGGCAGCGACGAUGUCCCACGCUGCAGCUUCUUACUCCGCACCGCUCCUCCCUCUGAUAGCGUCGGCCGGCGGGCGAGACUGAUCCCGCCCACCGGCCGGGGAGACCUAAUGCGCAUGCUUUCCUAUGGGGAAAUAAGUGACGCUGGAGUUCCUCACACAGCGUGAGGACGUCCAGCGACGCUCUAGCACAGAUUGCUAGAGGUGGAGUUAACCCUGCAAGGUAAUUAUUGCAGUUUAUAAAAAAAAAAACUGCAAUAAUUACAGUUGCAGGAUUAAGAGUAUUGGGAGUUUGCACCCAGACAACUCCAAUGGGCAGAAGUGGUCUGGGUGCCUGGAGUGUCCCUUUUAACACGGAGUUCCUUCAAAUAUUAUUUUUUCAAAUGUAUCACCGAUAGUUCAAAACCUCAGUAAUUUUCUGUUACUGGGAAUUCUAAAAUGCCUCUGCUAGGUAUAUUAGACAUUAAAGGGACACUAUAGUCACCCAGACCACUUCGGCGCCGGUGACGUCGGACAAGGAUGCCGACGUCGGCGGGGGAAGAGAGGUAAGGGAGCCCGGCGGAGGAAAAGGGUGAGUAGCUGAAGGGGUUUUAACCUCUUCAGUGCUGAGGGUGGGGGCACCCUCAGGGUACUAUAGUCACUAUAGUGUCCCUUUAAAUAAUUGUGUUCUGCAUACCUUGAUGUGCUACCAGAUCAAGAAAAAAACUGUUUUUGAAGGCAUUCAUCCAUUAGAAAGCCAUGUACUAAAAUGUCCUUUUUAUGUAUUUUAUUUUUUUAAUUAUUUGUAUGUCUAUUUCAAUUCUUCCUAAAGGCAAUCCUGGUGCAGCACUUGAUGAUCACAUAUGCAAGGUGUGCAUGGACUCCCCCAUCGACUGUGUUCUGCUGGAAUGUGGCCACAUGGUGACCUGUACAAAGUGUGGCAAACGAAUGAGUGAAUGCCCCAUAUGCCGCCAGUAUGUGGUGCGGGCUGUACAUGUCUUCCGAUCCUGAUUUUUCCAUUCCUGGGGCAUAAAGUAAUAUUUACAGCCUCAUACAAACCAUUAUGCUGCGCUACACAUUUAUAUCUGGAAGAGUGCUGCAUGAGAAAUAGGACAGGCAGCUGCAUUCAUCCAUCACACCACAAGGGGGAGAUAGUCUUACUUUUUCUUUUCAGAAUAUUCUGCUCUCUGGGUUUUGUAUGUUAUGAAGUGGUUUCUUAAUGCCAGUGAAUUCCAUAAGGGGAAAAAACAAAAAACUCAGAAGCAUCCCUGACAUAUAUGAAUAGUCUUAUCAUAUCAAAAAUGGGCCCCUUUGCCCGACCCAUUUUAUGAGGAACUGUACUACAUUCACUUGUGCUUUUUAGACAAACUAUUUUCAGAUGUGAUCUACGAGUAUCAUUUAUUCAGUUUUGGUGUAAGAAUAUUAUUUUGACUAAAUUACUAGCUACUGAGAGAUUGGAGUUGCAUAUAUAUAUGUUUUGUAAUUUUUAUUCGGUAGUGCCUUACACUAUUGCCUUAGCCAUUACAUUGGUGAAAAUAUUUGCUUUGGUAUAUUAGUUACAAAACCUAAUUUACAGUUCAAUAUAUAAAGAGACCGGUAAUGCUCAUCUUAUUUCUUUACUAUUACGAUCAUUAGAAACUCAGGCCAAAUCAUUUUUACGAGGGAAAUGUAUUCACUAUUUUCUGAAUAAAUAACACCACCUAGCAUUUUGUUAACACCGAGAAAUAGGAAUGUCUUAAGUCAUCAUCAUAAUCCUAUAUAAACAAAGGGCCUCAUUGGCAAGAGACAUAAUUCUUUUAUGAUAGAUUACUUUGCAUUUGCACUGUUUAUUGAUCAAUUACCAGGAAGCUAAAGUAACUGGUGUUUUUGUUUUUUUAUCAAGUACCGUACUUUUAGGUACAAGUAAUUAUGUUUUUCAGACAUCCGCUUGAAAGUACAUUUAAGGAAAGCAUUAUUAAAAAAGAAAUAACUUUUGUUGGAGGCCUGCAAAUGAAUUUCAAAUUGUGCAUAUUAGGAUAUCCCUGAUUUUACAUAAGUGAUUCAGAUUCUGAGCCAGUGAUUCAUAAAGCACACACAAAACAAACUGAUAGACGACACUGCUAUGAGAAGGUAAAUUACAUCUGCUGCACACACUAGCAAUAUUUUACUGAAAUCAGUGUUUCUGAUACUAGUUUUGUUUCCGAUUCCCAGCCAGAACCUAAAGCUGCUGCCUUUCUUUUAUAUUCCUAACCUGUGCUUUAUGAUCCAAUGCAGCAAGUAAAUCUUUUAGUAACCAAUUGAGUCCCAGUGCCAUGUUCAGACUUUUAACCAUAAGCGAAGCAUGAGAGGGCACUACAGCAAAUGGCCAGUCAGAUGCAAUUGUUUACUAUCAAAUGGGACCUGUCAUCUGUGAGUGGAUAACAUGGCCUUCUUCAGGAAUGUAAGAAAUUAGAUUCUAAAGCAGAAGAGGCCAAUUUAUUUUUCUUUCUUAUAGUGGACUAAAUGUGCAGCCAUUUAUUUAUAAACCACAUUGUUGCUGGUGCAAUGUCUCUGUUAUGGUGGCAUGGAUGAAGACGUGCACAAACAUUUUCUUAUUUGUUUUUAGUAAUUUUACUUUAUUGGCAUUGCUUUUUAUGAACCAUUAGAUUAAAGUAAAGUCUACACCUAUGCAGAUCUACAUAAAGUGGAGUUUAUUUCAUAGAUUACAAAGGUACAGCAUGUAUUGUUUUGUAACCAAUAGAGCAGAUCUUAAGCCACAUACAAAUCCUUGAUGUACCAGUCCCCUUUGAGAUGAUGCUUGACCUUCUCAGCUGCUACCUGUAAUAACUACAAUAAUAAAAGGGCUACAAUUAUCAACUGGACGAAUAGGUAGGUGCUGUGCCUUCGUGGACAGUAUGUCCCUUGGCCAUUAGUGCCUCCAAUUUUAAAUAAAGCUUUGAAAGAUUAAUAGUUUAAUAAACCCGCUCCAGGUGUUGUGGGAUAUUUUUACAAAAGAGUUCUGCUUUAUUUUGUUUUGUAAUAAAGUUUUAAGUUGAUUAAGAA
This is a messenger RNA of Pelobates cultripes (western spadefoot toad), 86815 nucleotides long. The record is from the annotation of a GenBank genome assembly. Lineage: Eukaryota; Metazoa; Chordata; Amphibia; Anura; Pelobatidae.